AUUCUAAUCGUCCUUCAUAAGAGCCGGUGACCCUGAGGAGUUGCCGGGCAACUUGCUGCCAUCCGGCAUGCUACGGCGUCGGCGGAUGACGCAUCGACGAAAAGAAUACCAAAUGAACGUGAGUGCUACGAAAGAAACUGCGAUACUCCGUUACAUUACAGUGUACAUAUAUAUAUGUAUAUAUUUAUAUGUAAUACUUGUGGUCGUGAUGAUGAUGAUGAUGAUGAUGAUGAUGAUGGCAGAGUAUAGAGUAUAGUGUGGUCUCAGUACACUGGCCACAAGACUGAAAAUAAAAAACCAUCAGGGUGUUAUGAUAUAGAUCGACUUUUGCCUCCACCCUCUGGUUUUUGUCACGAAAAGUUAUGAAAAGAAUAAAAAAAUGAUAAUCCAGUGGAGUUUUAUUAUUCGGAUGGAAUCAGCAGAGAGGGUGUAACUCAUUUCCUCAUCACGGAUCGUUGCCCGGUUCUACUUGGGCUCCAGGACUGUGUUUACUGGGCGUCAUCCGUCGCACAUAGACAGUCCACCGAUUUAUCUGUCGUACAUGAAAAUUAUCCGAGUCCGCGAGUCGACGAGUACAUGAAACAAAACUCCAGCACAGAACCAGAGUCUAUCCAUGAGCUGGAAGCAGUCAAGAGAAAAUAAGAGAGUAUCUAGUGAGGAUAGAGGAAAAAAAGAGAUAAAGAAUGAGGGAGUCGGUGAACUCAUGGCUAAGGACGUACACCAACGAGUCUCGCGUGCAAUCGACUAUUAUAAUGCCAGGAUGACCUUUCGUCCAUCAAAUUCUUGUUGAUCUUUACACUGGGACACGUGAUAAUGAGCCACUGACUGACUUUACCUCCAUUUAUUUAUUAGAUUACUUUAAAUAAAUAAAUUAACUGUUAUUUUAUUAUAUUUUUUUUUUUAACAGACGUUGGCUGUCUGAGAUGUCAUAACAUUUAAAAAUAGAGUGGCAUCAUCAAUAAAAAUCAAAGAGAGUUAGAGUUGUCUUAAAUUUAUUAAACUCUAUUCAGUAUCCACCUAUUUCCUCCGUGGGAGUAUGAACCCCGCGAGAGUUCCGGAGCCCGUGCAGCGGACCGGGACGAAGUGAAGGAGUCGAAGAAGUCGGACAGCCCACGAGCUGUGGAUAUGACAGAGACACCAGAGCGGGCGUGGAGUGUGAAGGAGAGACGGUUACUGAGAUAAAGCUUUGGACGGAGACGGAGAUAGGAGAAGGUACUUCUCGACCAAUCGCAAGGCUUCGCGGCUUGACGUACAGGUAGUCAGUACUCGACGCUACGCCGGUAAGUCUGUGUUAGUAAGACCCGCGGAGUCUCGCCAAAGGAGUUACUGAUGUGGUACCAGUCCGUCCGCGGUCUUCCCGGUAGGACCAAGUCGAUAUACACGAGUUCGAGAGUUCCGAGUGUCUGGUUUUAUUAUCAGUGGUUGUGAUUAUUGUUGUUGUUUAUAUAUUUAUAUAUUUAUUAUCUUGGUUUUUUUUUUUUUUUAAAUAUUUAUUUUACUUUUAAGUGGAGAUUUAUAUUUUGUCUGAAGGUGAUUAAACAGAACCACUGGCGCGAGAGGAGGAAAGAUAACGUGGAGGCUGGUAUCAGCCAUGGGGACGGCGAAGAUGAAACAUCUUUGGCCGUUGGUGGUGUACAUAAUAUUAUCAGCAUGUCCUGCCGACUCUGCAAGAGGAGUUGGACGAGGACCCAAAAGAGAAGUGUUUUUUUUAAAUUUAGAAGACGGUUACUUCGGUUGUCAAGUAAACGCAUCGACGGAUGUACUCCAAUUACUGGAACUCUCGAGAAUAUGCGAUGGAAAAAACGAUUGUUAUCAAGGGGCCGACGAAGCCCGACAAAUACUCAAGUGUUCAGAUGAUUGUACUAAAGAGGACGGUACCAAAUGUCAGAACGGAGUUUGCCUUGACUCAGUUUGCCAUUGCAAUGACGGUUUCGGCGGAUGUAAUUGUCAAGUGCCAGAUGAGAACGAGUGUAAAUACAGGCCCUGUGAUAUUUUUGCUCACUGUACGAAUACUCUUGGUGGUUUCCACUGUUCCUGUUACCCCGGUUACCGGGGCGAUGGCUUUACCUGCGAAGAUAUAAACGAAUGCGAAGAUCCAGUUCUCGCGUCCCGAUGCGUCGCGAAUGCCGAGUGCUGCAAUUUACCGGCAAAUUUUCUUUGCAAAUGCAAGCCGGGGUACAGAGGCGAUGGCGAAGUCCACUGCGAGGAUAUUGACGAGUGUCAACUACCUCACUCAUGUGGUGAAAACUCACUCUGUCAUAAUGUACCUGGUAAUUUUACCUGCACAUGCCCCGAAGGAUUUACAGGAAAUCCAUACGAAAACUGUUACGACAUAAACGAGUGCGAUAAUCCCGGAACCUGCGGUCACAAUGCGCGCUGUAUUAAUUUAUCCGGCGGUUAUCGAUGCGAGUGUCCCGAUGGAUUCGAAGGCAAUCCGGAGGACCACUGCAGAGACGUUGAUGAGUGUGUAAGAAGUCCAUGUGGACGUUCUGCUCUGUGUACAAACGUUGAUGGAGGUUUCAAGUGUCACUGUCCUGAUGGUAUGGACGGUGAUCCAUUCAGCGGUUGUAACGAUAUCAACGAAUGCGAGUCUAAUGACAUGUGUGGCAAGGAUUCAACCUGUGUUAAUACUCAAGGUGGAUUUGAGUGUCAAUGUCUUCCGGGUUAUCAGCUUGAUCCAGUUCUAGGCUGCACUGACAUUAACGAAUGCUUGCGCGACAAUGCUUGCGCGCCCAAUGCCAAGUGCAUUAAUAUUUAUGGCUCGUAUAAAUGUGUGUGCCCUCAAGGUUUCACGGGACAUGGACUAAUUUUAUGCGAGAAUGUUAAUGAAUGCGAGAAAAAUCCCUGCGGCGAUAAUUCCGAGUGUGUGGAUACACUUGGGAGCUACAUAUGCCGAUGUAACCAGGAUUAUACCGGCGACCCUUUCAAAGGCUGCACUGAUAUUGACGAGUGUAAUGGACCAGAGAAUCCCUGCGGCGCAAAUGCAAUAUGCAGAAAUUCCAUUCCCGGGUUCACUUGCGAGUGUCCACCAGGAUACAGUGGAAACCCGAGUCCUGCGGUAGCUUGUGAUCAGACGGACGUAACAACCCUGUGCAAGUCAAACUUUGACUGCGUCAACAACGCGGAGUGUAUCGAGGGCCAGUGCUUCUGCAAGGACGGAUUCAAGGCCGUUGGAGCCGAGUGCGAGGACCUCGACGAGUGCGCAACGAACCUAUGCGGCCCCUCUUCAGUCUGUAUUAACACCCGAGGAAGUUAUCACUGCUCCUGUGAGACCGGUUUCGUUGGUACUCCGCCGCAAAUACCCUGCAAAGCCCCAUGUGAGACUGUUACUUGCAGCGAGCAUGCCUUCUGCAAACCCGACGGACACGAGGCCUACUGUAUCUGCGAGGACGGCUGGACAUUCAACCCCAACGACAUCGCCGCGGGUUGCGUCGACAUCAACGAGUGUGACCCGGUCAAUGGACCCUCGGGACGAUGUGGCAAAAACUCAAUAUGCACCAACACGCCCGGUGGUUUCAGCUGCCAAUGCAAGCCCGGUUACUCCGGCAAUGCCUUCAAGCAGUGCAUAGACGUAGACGAGUGCGCAAGGACUGACGCCUGCGGUCAUGGUGCAACUUGUACUAAUACCAAUGGUGGAUAUACAUGCGCUUGUCCCGAGGACACGAUACCUGAUCCUGAUCCUUAUACCAAGUGCGUUGGAGUUGUGACAUGCGAUGCUGACAAUGACUGUCCUGGCAAUGCUAUUUGUGAUUUAGCUAAGAGAUGUCUCUGUCCGGAGCCAAAUAUCGGCAAUGACUGCAGACAUCCUUGUGAAGACGUAUCAUGUGGCCCGAACGCCCAUUGCAUGAUAUUAAAUGACAUCGCUACUUGUCUAUGCAGCAAUGGAUUUACUGGCAAACCCGGCGUGAAAGGUGGAUGCGCGGAUAUAGAUGAAUGCGCAGUAAAUCCUUGCCCACCGGGUGCCGUAUGUAACAAUGAAGCGGGUUCAUUCUCCUGUCAGUGUCCAAGUGGUACUACUGGGGAUCCCUACAACGGCGGAUGCAAAGAAACAGCAGUGCCACAUGUAUGCGGACCAAAUUCGCCGUGUCCGGCCGGUGAGCAGUGCGUUAAAGAUGAAUUUGUUGGUAGUUAUGUUUGCAUUUGUCAGCAACGUUAUACUCGAGACCCAGAAACCGGCAAAUGCCGCGAUAUCAACGAGUGUCUUGAACACAGAGAUAAGCCGCCGUGUGGUGUCAAUGCGAUAUGCAAAAAUUUACCCGGAAGUUACGACUGUCAGUGUCUGCCAGGUUUUCACGGGAAUCCAUUUACGCUGUGUGAAGAAUGCAACAGCAUUGAGUGCCAGUGUCAGCCGCCAUAUAAGAUUGUCAAUGAUAAAUGCAUGCUAGCGGGUUGUUCUGAAGGUGAAGCAUGUCCAAAAGGUGCUGAGUGUAUCACGAUUGCCGGUGGUGUGAGUUAUUGCGCGUGUCCUAAAGGAUACAGCACACAGCCAGAUGGAUCUUGCGAAGAUAUUAACGAGUGUACAGAAGGUCGUCAAGUAUGUGGCUACGGAGCUGAAUGUAUUAAUCGUCCGGGAUCUUAUGAGUGCAUUUGUCCUCACGGUUAUGGCGGUGAUCCCUACAAUGGUUUAUGCUCGCCAGCGCAAAAACGAUGCACGAGUGAUAAUGAAUGCAAGCCAAAUGAAAAAUGUGUACAGCCAGGCGAGUGUGUAUGUCCACCGCCAUUCUACACGGAUGCCUUGGAUGGUAAUCGAUGUAAAAAUCCGUGCGAUCGUUUCCCUUGUGGUAUGAACGCUAAGUGCACGCCAACCGACCCACCGAGAUGUAUGUGCGAGACCGGUUACGAAGGAGAUCCACAACACGGUUGCGUUGACGUUAACGAAUGUAUCAACAAUCCUUGCGGUCAUGGAGCUUACUGUUUGAAUAAUCGCGGCGGACAUAUUUGCGAGUGUCCAAGAGGCACUGUGGGAGAUCCAUACGGAGCUGGUUGCACUGGUGCCAUUCAGCCGCGGCAAGAGUGCUCGGGCAACAAUGACUGCGAGAAUUAUUUAGCUUGUGUACAAGGUAGCUGCGUUAAUCCUUGUGAUAACGUACCGUGUGGUCCCAAUGCCUAUUGUGAGCCGGACAAACAUGUGCCCUGGUGUAGAUGCGUCGUUGGAUUCACCGAGGGCAAGAAUAAUGAAUGCGUUUCGCAGUGCGAUGGCUUUGUCUGCGGAGCAGGAGCUCAGUGCAUUGUUUCUUACGACGGACCGACUUGUAAAUGUAUUGAAGGCUUUAUGGGUAAUCCUUUCCCGGGUGGUCAGUGUGUUCCCGACGUCUGUUCGCCGGAGGUAACAUGUGCGGAACCCAGUGUCUGCAUCGGUGGAAGAUGUAAACGCAGAUGCGAAGGAGUUGUCUGUGGAAUUGGAGCAAGUUGCGAUCCGCAAACAAAUAAAUGUGUUUGCAACCCGUACUUUGUUGGUAAUCCAGACUUGUUAUGUAUGCCGCCGAUUGAACCACCGCGUUGCGAACCAACUUGUGGGGACAACGCUCACUGUGAGUAUGAUGUAGCGGGUUUCAAGUGCGUAUGUAAUCCGGGAACGAGCGGCAAUCCGUAUCAAGGAUGUGGCGCUCAGAAAAAAUCCGAGUGUACCAAUUCAAUGUGCGGCAGAGAUGCUCACUGUCAUGCUGGACCCAACGCUAUUGAGUGUAUCUGCCCACCAGGUUUUGCUGGUAAUCCUUACAUUCAGUGUCACGAUAUCAACGAAUGCAGUGGAAAUGCUUGCGGAACAAAUGCUGUGUGUCUUAAUACGCUUGGGAGUUAUGAUUGCAGAUGCAAGGAAGGCUUCUAUGGUAAUCCAUUUGUCGGAUGUCUGGCAAUUGAGUCAGGACCGUGCACAGAUCCAGCGACGUGUCACUGCAGUAAUGAAGUCCCAUGUCCUUACAGCCAUACAUGCGUGGAAAGAAGCUGCGUAAGCAAGUGCAGUGACGUAAAAUGCGGUCCAAAAGCAGUUUGUCAAGACGGUACGUGUACUUGUCCAUCAGGAUACACAGGAAAUCCAAAUGAUUUGGCUAAAGGAUGUCAUCUUAAGGCUCACUGCUCCAAUGAUCUUGAAUGCGAGUCUCAGCAGAUUUGUUUCCAAGUGGGUAAAGGCGUAAGAAAAUGUGUUGAUGCUUGUAGCAAACUACAGUGUGGUCCCAAUGCUCUCUGUGUUACACAGAAUCAUGUGUCGUCAUGUCUAUGUAUCGAUGGUUACUUUGGAAACCCAAGUAAUCUCGUAGAUGGUUGCCAACCCGACCGAUCAAUCGCACCGCCCGUCUGCUCACACGAUUCCGACUGCGCUGCUGGUUACUUCUGCAUUUUAUUAGACAAUGGCAUCUAUGACUGCAUUAAUCCAUGCAGCAAAAUAGUUUGCGGCGCCUAUCAGCGCUGCGAGCCCGAUGGAAGUGGCCACGCGACUUGUAAAUGUCAAGAUGGAUACGAAUGGAAUCCCGUGAGUUCAAAUUGCGAGAAACCAUCAGUACCCGACUGUAUAACUGACCACGAUUGCCAUACGACCGCAGCCUGUCGACCGGACGCUUUGGGUGUUUUGAAAUGUAUUCCUACAUGUAAAUCAUUUACGUGCCCGCAGAAUUCUCAGUGCAUCGCUAAUAAUCAUCAGGCAGCUUGUGAAUGUCUUCUGGGAUUCACAGGCAAUCCGAACGAUCGUCAAGGAUGCCAGAGUGCUAGACAAAAUAGAUGUACAACAGACUCCGAGUGCUCUGAAGAUCAAACAUGCAGAUCUUCUAAUGACGGCACUUUACUUUGUCUACCAGUCUGUGAUUUUGUUACUUGUGGGCCUGGGGCACUUUGCGUAGUAAAUAAUCACGUGGCGAACUGCGAAUGUCCACCAGGACUGUACGCUGGUGAUCCAAACGACUCAGCAAACGGAUGCAAACCAGUUCCUUGUGUCUACAACAUUGACUGCCCGCCCACGCAGCUCUGCGACCGUCUAAGUCAUACUUGUCACGAUGUAUGUGAAGAAAACGCCUGCGGUACAAAUGCUGUGUGUAUUGCCAAUGAUCACCGUGCAGUCUGUCAAUGCCCUCCGGGCUUUAAAGCGAACCCAGUAGCUGACGUCGAGUGUGUAGGCGUCGAAGCGUGUAAUCCAAACCCCUGUCAUCCUACGGCAAUUUGCGUGGUCGGUGCUGCCGACUCUCCUGUUUGCCAGUGCCAACCUGGUCACGUGGGUGAUCCUUACACUACAGGAUGUCAACCUGAAGGUUCCUGUGUAUCCAAUAAAGACUGUCCAGCUCAAUCAGUCUGCCAGAAUCAUCGUUGUAUCAACCCAUGCGAAAACGCCUGCGGCAAGAAUGCAAUAUGCGAGAUAAUUAAUGGCGAGCCAAUUUGCCGAUGUGUUCAUCGAUUCGUUCCAUCAGUCGAGGGCCCACAGCACGGCUGCGUACGCGCUACGAACUACUGCGUGACUUCAUCAGACUGUGAUGAUGGUAAUUGUUUGGAUGGACAGUGUCGAGCUGUUUGCAGAUCUACUGAUGAUUGUGCUAGCGGAGAAAAAUGUAUCAACAACUUUUGCUCGAUUCCUUGCGUUACACCAAGCCAGUGUCAAUCCGACCAGACUUGUUAUAAUGGAGUAUGUAUACUAGGAUGCCGUAGCAGCAAGAGCUGCCCGUCAGACCAAUCAUGUAUAAAUAAUAGAUGUCAGAAUCCAUGCAGGCUCAAAGAAAACGUCUGUGGCGCUAAUGCGAUAUGCAGUUGCAUCGAUCACUCGACUUCUUGCUCUUGUCCCGCAGGUUUCUCGGGCAACCCAACGCCUCAGCAAGGCUGUGUACGUGUUCCCAAUGUUUGCCACUCAAACCAAGACUGUCCAGCUCAACACUACUGCGACAAAGGCUUCUGUCAGUGUACUUGCUCUACGAAGAACGACUGCGCUCACGGCGAACGAUGUAAGAACGGCUACUGCGUUAAAGUUUGCUAUGGAAAUGGAAACUGUUUGCCUGGUGAGCUGUGUGUUGAUGGAAGCUGCGAAAUUGGCUGUACAUCAGACACUGGAUGUCGCAAAGACGAAAUUUGCAUCAAUGGUAAAUGUAAGUGCAGUCAUGGUUUCAUUGCCGGUCCGGAUACUUGUCUAGAUAUUAAUGAGUGUGAAGAACAUCCUUGUCAUCCAAGUGCUGAGUGUAUUAAUCUCCAUGGUACGUAUAAAUGCGUGUGUCCUCGAGGAACAGCCGGUGAUCCAGUGGGCACCGGUUGCUUGACUCCUCAUCAGUGCGAAAAUCAUCAUGACUGUCCGGAUUCGCAGUCCUGCAUUCACUACAGCUGUGCUGAUCCCUGCAGUCUUGUUGACUGCGGUCCAAACACAAUUUGUUCAGUCAUAGAUCACGUUGCUGGAUGCCAGUGCCAGUCUGGUUACAUCGGGGAUGCUUCUGGAUGCUUCAAAGUCGAGUGCCUAACUGACAACGACUGUCCAAAAGACAAGUACUGUAAUUCAGAGAGCAACAAAUGCGCUAGUCCAUGCAAUCGAAUAAAUUGCGGCUACGGUAAUUGUAUUGCUGUCAAACAUAAUGCAGUUUGUCAAUGUCAUCCAGGGUACGGAUUAAUUGGAGACACUUGUGUGGACGUUGAUGAGUGUCUUGAUCAUCCUUGCCACUCGACUGCUGUUUGUCAGAACACUGAGGGAUCCUUCUACUGUUCGUGCCCACACGGGUUGGUUGGAGAUCCUAUUGGAUUAGGAUGUAAAUUACCCGGAGACUGUUUCGCAGACAACGAUUGCCCUGUAUCAGCAUCUUGUAUUGACAACACAUGUAGAAACCCAUGCGAUAUUCCAAACACUUGUGGACAUAACGCUGAAUGUCUUGUACGGAAUCACGUUCCUGAAUGCCGUUGCCCGAGUCAAAGCUCAGGCAAUCCUAAAACAGAGUGCGUUAAGUUCGAGUGCAAUUAUCACAGUGACUGUGGACAUUCCCAUGCUUGCUUUGACAACAAAUGUGUGGAUCCAUGCUCGGUACCCAAUGUCUGCGGUCAUGGCGCAGACUGUUCGUCGCUCAAUCACUCGGCAGUAUGUACAUGUCAACCCGGAGGUACUGGAGACCCAAAUCUUGGAUGCACACCCGUUCAAUACUGUAAGACUGACAGUCAAUGUCCAACCGGAGCUUCUUGCAACGGUGGUAUCUGUACUGCUUUGUGUACUUCAAUAAGGGACUGCAUUGCCGACCAAUUGUGUAUCGAUGGACUCUGCCGUCCAACUUGUAAAUUAAAUACAACUUGUCCUGAGUAUCAAUACUGCCAAAAUAAUAUUUGUGUUCAAGAGUUACGUUGUACUACAGACCACGACUGUGGGUAUGAUGAAAAGUGCGUCAGAAAUAAUUUAGGCCAAGCGGAGUGUCGUCAAGCUUGCGAGUUAAUUCUCUGCGGCAGAAAUGCUGGAUGUAAGUCUGAUAAUCACAAAGCCACUUGUGCUUGUGAUCGAGGAUUCUUCGGCGACGCUUAUGACGACAAGAUGGGCUGCCAACCGAUUGAAUGCGAGAGCCACGAUGACUGUUCGGAUGAAAAGAUCUGCGACUUACAUAAAUGUAGGAUCGCUUGUCUUGCUCAUAAUCCAUGUGGAUCCAAUGCCAUUUGCUCGACGAAUCAUCACGUCCAAGUCUGCACAUGCCAACCAGGUUACACUGGGGAGCCUACGCGCGGCUGUGAGCUGAUAGACUUUUGUCUCAAUUCGCCUUGCGCACCAGGAGCCGUCUGUACCAACUCACGAGGUUCUUAUCGCUGUCACUGCCAACCGGGAACAGUUGGAGACGCUUAUAACAGCGGCUGUCAGACACCAGUUGAGUGUCUCAAAGACGUAGACUGUCCCGUCACUGCCAAAUGUAUUGAAAUAAACGGUGUGCCCAAGUGCGCGGACGUGUGUUCAAGAAUACGCUGCGGACCUAACGCUGAAUGUACUCCAGGUGAGCACGUAGCAUCCUGUAACUGCAGAGUUGGCUACGAUGGAGACGCUAAUGAUCUCAGAGUAGGCUGUCGUCCUUUGCCGACAGCCUGCGCAACUUCUUCCGAGUGUCCUGCCAAUACUUAUUGCUACGAGAAUAUUUGCAGGCCUUCAUGUCAAUCCGACGAAGAGUGUAAUCUCUCAGACCGUUGUCUCAAUGGUCAGUGUCUCGACCCUUGCGAAAUUCGUACGGCUUGUGGUAUAAAUGCCGACUGUUUUGUCAACAAUCAUAUUAAACGUUGCAGCUGCCCUCCAGGAUUCACUGGAAACUCUGAGGUCGAGUGCGUAAGACUUCCGGUUUCUUGUAACGGACAUGAAGAUUGCAGCCAUGGUAACACUUGUAGAGACAAUGUUUGUCUGCCAGUUUGUACUUCUGAUAAUCAGUGUGCGUAUAAUGAGAAAUGUGUCCGUGGAAACUGUCUUCUGACUUGUAGACUAGACAAUGACUGCUUUUUGGGGCACAUUUGUUUGAAUAAUAUGUGCUCAUACGGCUGCAGAGGCGACGAAGAUUGCAAUGCCAAUGAAGCCUGUGCUUCAAACAAGUGCGUCAAUCCCUGUGACCUGACACCUUGCGGCCCCAACGCUAAAUGCUCUGUGACAAACCAGCGAGCUUCGUGCACGUGCCCUGAUGGAUUUAUGGCGAAUCCUUCUGCAAGAAUAGCUUGUUUACGAGCACCAGGACCUUUGUGCCAAGCCAACAGAGACUGUUUGACAGGAAUGGCCUGUGUAUCUGGCACCUGUUCAGCAGUUUGCUCUUCCAAUGCCAAUUGUUUGAGUAACGAACGUUGCGAUUCAUCAGGAAUCUGUCGAGCGCUUUGUCGCCAAGACGAAGAUUGUCGCAGUGGCGAAAUUUGUGAGGGUCUUGUCUGUCUUGCUGGCUGCCGAGCUGACAUUGAGUGCGCGGAAAAUCUUUCUUGCAUCAACAACCAGUGCAUAGAUCCAUGCAGUCUUCCAGAUUGCUGUGGAACAAACGCACAGUGCGCGAUGUUCAGUCAUCAGAAACAAUGCAGCUGUCCGGCUCCAUUGAUCGGCGAUCCUUUGACUGGAUGUCGCAGGAACUUUAUUCCUUGUACUGAUGACUCGUGUCCACCUGGUCACGUUUGUAACGGAGGAUCUUGCUACGCGGCUUGCAGAAGUGACUCGAAUUGUUUGAAUGACGAACGCUGCGAAGCUGGAGUCUGCAAAGCAAUUUGUAACACCGACGAUCACUGUUCUCCAGGACAAAUCUGCGAGAAUCGUAUCUGCGAAAUAGGAUGUCGUAGUGACCAUGCCUGUCCCAGUGAGGAAUCAUGUAUCAACAGCAGAUGCCGAAGUCCCUGCGAGGGUGGAAAAGCUUGCGGUGAGUGCGCCGGUUGCCGAGUAGUAAAUCACGCUGCUCAGUGCAGCUGCCCUCCAAACUACUACGGAAACGCCUUAAUAAGUUGUACCAAGUCUCCAGCUCCUUGUGACGGAGUCUGUGAGUGCGAUGAGAUCGGAUACUGCGUCAGAAGCUGCUCAGUUAAUGAUAAUUGUGCAUGUGGUGAAAUCUGUGAUCAAGGCAAGUGUCGCAUCAAAUGCGACGCCAACAAUUCCUGCAAGAAAGGCUACAUCUGCAAUGCUGGACUCUGCGUAACUGGAUGUCGAACUCAUGGAGACUGUCCUACAUCUUUGUCUUGCAACAACGGACAAUGCGAGGACCCAUGUCUCUACAAUGGUUCUCCAUGUGGCAUCAAUGCUCUCUGCAAGGUCUCAGGUCACCGCGCAGUCUGCCUGUGUCCAGAAGGUUAUCAAGGUGAACCCAGUCAAGAAUGUUACCAACUGGAAUGUCUUCGACACGAAGAUUGCGAGCCUACUAAAAGAUGCAGCGACGACGGAGUUUGUACCAAUCCUUGUCUUCAGCACAGUGUCUGCGGUUUCAAUGCCCAGUGCCGUGUUGUCGAUCGCACGGCUCAGUGCUCAUGUCCACCAGGACACUACGGCAACCCGAAGAUAAAUUGCAAACCCGGAAGUGACGAAUGCCAACGAAGACCUUGCGGCAUCAACGCUAAAUGCCGUGAAACAGAUGGCGGGUUCGAGUGUAGCUGCGCAGCAGGUUGCUACGGCGAUCCUCAUCAGGUCUGUAUCUGCGACGGUGGUGAUCUCUGUAGAGACACCAGCUGCGGAGUUAACGCUGCCUGUCGGGUUUAUAAAAAUCAGCCGCAGUGUUAUUGUCCUAAAGAGUAUCCCGCUGGUGAUCCCAUGCAUGCAUGCAGCGUCGAUCGUAGCUCCUUGGACUGCAGAACAAUCGGUUGUGGUAAGGGCGCUGAAUGUAUUCGCGACGGUACCAUUUUUGUCUGUAGAUGUCCUCCAGGUACCACUGGCUCUCCAGAUGUUGAAUGUAAAACAGAACGAGAGUGUACGAGUGACUCGGAGUGUCCAAAUGAGAAGUCAUGUAUAAAUCUUCAAUGCCUGGAUCCAUGUGCACUACGCGGUGCUUGCGGGAAGAACGCGUUGUGCCGAGUGGUGUUGCACAAGCCGCGAUGUACAUGCCCGCAAUGUUACGUUGGGAUGCCCCAGACGUCAUGUAAACCAGAUCCAAAAUGUACUUCACAAUAUCCGCGCCCAGAACCACCGCGUAUCGAGUGCACGACAGACCUGGAGUGUCCAGAAUCUCUGGCAUGCAGCGGAGCAACUGGAGAGUGUCGGGAUCCAUGUACGGCAACCAUCACGUCAACGAGCAUCAGCAGCACGUCGUCGAUUCUCACCGGCAGCAGCCACGGCUGCGAACCAAACAAACGUUGCCAAGUCCGCGACCACCAGCCCAUGUGCGUCUGCAAGCACGGGUUCGUUGUCAAUGACAUCGGGGAGCUCACUUGUGCCCCGGACACAGCAUCUUGUGCGCGUGACGUCGACUGCCCAUCAAACGCCGCUUGCAUUCACGGCAAAUGUCAGAACCCGUGUACCUCACGUGCGAAACCAAACGCACCUUGUCCAGCAGACAAACUCUGCGAUGUACUAGACCAUCGUCCCAUAUGCAUUUGCACCCAGAACUGCAAUCCUUCCCUGUCCAUUUGCCUACGAGACAGUGGCUGUUCUCCAGACCUGGCCUGCCGGAACUAUAGAUGUGUGGACCCAUGCAGCAACUCGACAUGCCCGGCAGAUGCCCCCUGUUACGUCGAGGAUCACAAGCCCGUCUGCAAGUUCUGUCCCCUUGGUUUUGUGCCUGAUACUAAAUACGGAUGCAUGAAAGAUGUCAAGUGUACGCAGCACGACGACUGUCCUUCGCAACUCGCCUGCAUAAAUAACCAGUGUUUGAAUCCUUGUACUCUUGGAAAUCCCUGCGAUUACGUCGAGGAAUGUCAUGUCCAGGACCACCGGCCAGUUUGCGUCAAAGCUGAUGACAAAUCACCCGGAUGCCCGUACUGCCCACCAGGACACCAGUGUGAUCCGUCGACGAACUCUUGUAUAAAAGCUGGUUGCACUAGUGACAGAGAUUGCACGCUGACGGAGACCUGCGUCGGACAUAUUUGCCAAGAGCCCUGUCUCAUCAGGAAUCCUUGUGCUGCUCAUGCUGUCUGCAUAAAUACCAACCAUGGCGCUGAUUGCAGCUGCGAAGAAGGAUAUCAUGGCAAUGGAUUCAGUCUUUGUAAGCCUGUAUCGAGCACUGGAGACGUAUGUCAGUACAAUGAAGAUUGUCCACCUAAUAAAUUAUGCGACCGACUGAAUCGCAGAUGCAUAAAUCCGUGCUUUGAAGACAGUUGCGGUAGCAACGCGGAAUGUUAUGCUGAAGAUCAUACUGCAAGAUGCAGAUGCUUGCCAGGAUAUCAAGGAAACCCGCAGGUAGCAUGCGAAGAAUCCGGAUUCGGGACAUCGAAUCCUUGUGUUCCAAACCCGUGCGGUUUGGAAGCGAUGUGCGAAGUGGACAAUGGAGAUCCAAUAUGCUUCUGCCCUAAAGGAAUGACCGGAAAUCCGUUCGAGCACUGCGUACCUGAAGGUGACAAGUGUCAAGGAAACCCAUGCGGUCCCAACUCAGGCUGUCGGGUUAUCCAAGGCCAGAUCACGUGCUUCUGUGUUCCAGGUUACGAAGGAAAUCCUCCGGCGAGUCCAUGCUUGCUGCCGGAUAAUUCUUGCGAGCCAUCACCUUGCGGUCCUAAUACUAGGUGCAAUAUUUUGGAUAAUGGAAUCGCUAAAUGCACGUGUCUUCCAGGUUUUAUUGACAGUCCAAAUACUAUCAGAGGCUGCGUCGAGCAGACACAUCCGUGUGAACCUAAUCCUUGUGGCUACGGCGCUGUCUGCGAUACUAAUCGUUCGCCACCGUGCUACUGUCCGGAAAAUACUGUCGGUAAUCCAUAUAAAGAGUGUGCUGUCAGUAGUGUAGUGCCAUUGUGUCAACCUGGGCCUUGUGGAGCCAAUUCAGACUGCUAUGUAUCAGAAAAUCGCGAACAGUGUUACUGUAAGCAAGGAUUUACUGGUAAUCCUUAUGUAGGAUGCUAUGAACCACCGAACAGUGUUUGCCAACCGAACCCAUGCGGACGCAAUGCCAUCUGCCGAGUGACCAGUUCCAAUAAAGCAAUCUGCGAGUGUUCACCAGGUACUUCUGGAGAUCCAACGAGUCCAGCUGGCUGCGAUAGCUUCGAGUGCACUAAAGACGAUGACUGUUUGUUAACACACGCUUGCAUCGGUCACAAGUGUCAGAAUCCUUGCAAUGGAGCUUGCGGAGUCAAUGCUAAUUGUCGUGUGGACUUACAUCACCCAGUUUGUUACUGCAGAGAAGGACUCUACGGUAACCCAAUACUCAGAUGCUCGGCUCCGAUGGUACCAGAGCCAGUGAAGAAUCCCUGCUAUCCAAAUCCAUGUGGUCAGAACACUUUGUGUCAAGUAUUGCAGAAUCGCGCAGUCUGUUCAUGUCUUCCUGACUUCUUGGGUGAUCCUCAGACUGGUUGUCAUCCAGAGUGUAUGAUAAACUCUGAUUGUUCUAAUGACAAAGCUUGCUUGAACAUGAAGUGCGUGAAUCCAUGCAGUCUUGGCAAUAUUUGUGGUAUCAAUGCCGAGUGCAGAGUUUCGUAUCACACCGCGACUUGCCUUUGUCAACAAAAUUACUUCGGUAAUCCAUUCAUACGCUGUUCACCUAAACCUAGUAUUGUCAUGGACAAAUAUCCUAAUAUUACACAUCCAUGCUCGCCGUCUCCGUGCGGACAAUUCGAUUACUGCGAGACUUACACCGACCAGGUUGCCAUGUGCGGAGGCUGCGAUGUUCAAGACAAUUCUUGGUGUCGUCCGGAGUGUCUUUGCAACAGCGACUGUCCAUUCGAUCACGCGUGUAUUGGUUGGAAGUGCGCAGAUCCUUGUCUGGGAACGUGUGGAGUCAAUGCUAACUGUGAAGUUAUCUGGCAUCAGCCAGUCUGCAGUUGCCCUAUCGGACUUUUCGGCAAUCCUUACCAAGGAUGUAUUCCUGAAGACGUCGAACACCGCGACCCCUGCAGUACUACUCAGUGCGGAGCUAAUGCAAUUUGCCGCGAGAAUCACGGAGCCACUACUUGCGAGUGUAUGGAAGGCUACUCAGGCAAUCCGUUCUUUGCUUGUCAUGUCGAGUGUGUACAAAAUUCCGACUGUUCGUUGAUCAAAGCCUGCUCGAAUCACAAGUGCGUUGACCCAUGUCACAGCGCAUGUGGAACUGGAGCUUCCUGCGACGUAAUAAAUCACUACCCAGUUUGUUACUGUGACGCUCAUUUGUCUGGAGACCCAUUCGUCCAUUGCUAUCCACAUAAAGAAACAGGAAUCGUAUCGAUCCCUCAGACAAAUCCAUGCGACCCAUCACCUUGCGGGCCGAACAGCAGAUGUCUCAUAUCACCACUGGGUUACGCGACUUGCUCAUGUCUACCAGACUUCCGCGGAAGUCCACCACUCUGUAACCCAGAAUGUAUCGUCAGCUCAGACUGUCUUCAAAUCCAAGCUUGCAUCAACAACAAAUGUGUGAAUCCUUGUCACGGAAUCUGUGGUCACGGUGCUUUGUGUUCAGUCAUAAAUCACAAUCCAGUCUGCAGCUGUCCAGCAACUUAUCAAGGAGAUCCGUUCGUCGCUUGUCUUCCAAUAGAAGAAAAAGACCUGGAGCCAAUAUCCUCAUGUCAUCCAUCUCCAUGUGGACCUCACUCAGUCUGCCAAGUGAAGAUGGGCCGCCCAGUGUGUUCAUGUCAGAGUACUUUCAUCGGUAGCCCACCAAACUGUAGACCAGAAUGUCUUAUUAGUCAGGAAUGUCCAAUCGACCAGGCUUGCGUGGCCAAUAAAUGUAUUCAUCCUUGUCCUCACAGCUGUGGACCCAAUUCUGAGUGCGCUAUCAUCAAUCACACGCCUUACUGUUCAUGUAAACCCGGCUACGAAGGUGAUGCCUUCGUUGGUUGUACUCCAGUUCCUGUUCAACCUGCAGUGCCUGAAGAUCCGUGCAAUCCAUCACCUUGCGGCAACAAUGCGAUCUGCAACGUAGUCAAUGGAGUCUCAAGAUGUACUUGCAUACCACCGUACGUUGGUAAUCCUUAUGUCGGUGGUUGUAAACCAGAGUGUAUGAUAAACUCGGACUGUGCUAAUCAUCUGGCUUGUUUGAAUCAACACUGCAGAGACCCGUGUCCAGGAAUCUGUGGCUUCAAUGCUCAAUGCGAAGUAUCCAAUCACAUCCCCACAUGUUCAUGUCUUCCAGGAUACUCGGGAGAUCCAUUCCAGACCUGUAAAAUUGAAAAAGUAAACGUUCCACCACAGAAUCCUUGCACACCAUCACCAUGCGGCCCGUAUAGUAUCUGCAGAGUAGCCAACGAUCGUGCGGUCUGCUCCUGCAGUCCAGGAUACAGAGGAACUCCACCAUCAUGUAGACCAGAGUGUCUCGUUAGCUCAGAAUGUGCACCACAUCUUGCUUGCAUCGAUCAAAAAUGCAGCGAUCCUUGCCAAGGAGUUUGUGGAUACAGCGCGCUCUGUCAAGUCAGCAAUCACAAUCCAAUAUGCAGCUGUCCAGAAAGACACGCAGGAGAUCCAUUUGUCCAGUGUACUGAAAUUCCUAAAGAAGUUGAGCCAACUAAUCCAUGUGUGCCUUCACCAUGUGGACCAAAUGCCCAGUGCCGGGUCCAGAAUGAUCGUCCAGUUUGUUCAUGUCUCACGGGAAUGUUUGGCGCCCCACCAAAUUGCAGACCCGAGUGUCUAAUUAAUCAAGACUGUCCUAACUACCUCGCGUGUCUGCAAAACAGCUGCGUGAAUCCAUGUGUCGGUUCAUGCGGCAUCAAUGCCAACUGUAUUGUCAGAAACCAUCGGCCAAUUUGUCAGUGUCAAGAAGGAUUCGAAGGCGACCCCUUCUCGGCAUGUAAUCCACGAGAAAUGACACCAGUAGCGCCUCCAAGUGAACCUUGCAAUCCAUCUCCCUGCGGUUCUAAUGCAAUUUGCAAUGAAAGAAAUGGCGCUGGCUCAUGCACAUGCUUGCCAGAUUACACUGGAGAUCCGUAUGAAGGCUGCAGACCUGAGUGUGUUCAAAAUUCCGACUGUCCUCACUCGAAGGCCUGCUUAAACAACAAGUGCAAAGAUCCCUGUGUCGGUGCGUGUGGACUUAACGCUCAGUGUCAAGUAUUUAAUCAUCAACCUUCAUGUAGCUGCCUGUCAGGUUACACUGGCAAUGCGUUAACAUCUUGCUACGUACCACAACCAGUACCGCCAAGUCCUGAAGACGCUUGUGAACCAUCACCUUGCGGACCUUACAGCAACUGCCGGGUCAUCGACUUCCAUGCAGUCUGCUCAUGUCAACCCGGAACCAUCGGAAGUCCACCAACUUGUAGACCUGAGUGUGUAAUCAGCACUGACUGCGCUCAGAACAAGGCUUGUAUCAACCAACGCUGCGAAGAUCCGUGUGUUGGAACUUGUGGAGUAAAUGCUCGUUGCCAAGUCAUCAAUCACAACCCAGUUUGCAUUUGUAUGAACGGCUACACUGGUGAUCCAUUCUCAGGAUGUCUUAAAGAAGAACCAAAGACACCCGGUCCAGAACCGGGUGGUAAUCCAUGUGUACCUUCGCCUUGUGGACCAAACUCACAGUGUCGGGUGAUAGAUGGAUUCCCAGCUUGCUCUUGUCUUCCUAACUACGUCGGCAGAGCUCCCAACUGUAGACCCGAGUGUGUUAUCAAUGAAGAGUGUCCUGGUAAUUUAGCUUGUCAGAGAGAACGAUGUGCUGAUCCUUGUCCUGGAUCUUGUGGAGUCAACACAUUCUGUAAUGUCGUUAAACAUAAUCCAGUAUGUAAUUGUAAUCCAGGAUUCACUGGUAAUCCAUUUGUUGAAUGCACACCUCAACUGCAGGAGCCUUAUACUACAGAGAAGCCAAGGACACCUUGUGAUCCUUCUCCAUGUGGGGCUAAUGCUGUUUGCAAUGAAAGAAAUGGAGCUGGAUCUUGUUCUUGUAUGCCUGAGUACUUUGGAGAUCCGUAUACUGGUUGCAGACCUGAGUGUGUGACAAAUAACGACUGUGGAAGAACGAAGGCUUGUUUGAGAAAUAAAUGUAUCAAUCCAUGUGCUGGAACCUGUGGUCCCAAUGCCUCCUGUCGGGUAGUCAAUCACGCGCCGUCAUGUACGUGUGUGGCUGGAUACUCUGGAGAUCCUACGGUUGGCUGCUCAGUACUGGAAGUUGUGACAAAGUCUCCAGUUACUGAUCCAUGUGAAGCUUCACCUUGUGGACCAAACAGCAACUGUAGGACAUUGAACGGCCAUGCAGUUUGUUCAUGCAAGAGUGGAUUCAUUGGAACCCCUCCAACAUGCAGACCCGAGUGCACAAUCAGCACAGAAUGUCCAAGAAGCAAAGCUUGCGUGAAUAAUAAAUGUAUAAAUCCUUGUCAGUCAGCUUGUGGAGAGAACACCAAGUGCCUGGUCGUUAAUCAUAGUCCAAUAUGUACUUGUGCUAAUGGUUAUACUGGAGAUCCAUUUGUUGCUUGCAGCAAAGCUGAGAUAAUACCACCUGGACCUUCAAAAGAAGAUAGUGAUCCUUGCUCACCUAAUCCCUGUGGUCUUAAUUCACAGUGCAAAGUUGUUGGUUCACAGCCAGCUUGCUCUUGCUCACCAAACUUUUUGGGUAGACCACCAAACUGUCGACCUGAAUGUAGAGACAACUCAGAAUGUCCAUCAACGAUGGGAUGUAUUAAUCAACGAUGCAAGAAUCCUUGUCCAGGUGCUUGUGGAGACAUGGCAAGAUGUUCAGUCCUGAAUCAUUCUCCAGUUUGCUCAUGCUCUGAAGGGUACACCGGAGAUCCAAGUACUCAGUGCACACCAAUACUGCCAUCAAUACCUGAACCUGGACCAUCAAAUCCCUGCUUACCAAACCCUUGUGGACCAAACGCACAGUGCAGAGAACGCAACGGCGCGGGAGCUUGUGCCUGUCCAGCAGAUUUUAUCGGCGAUCCUUAUGACAGUCGCCGAGGAUGUCAUCGUGAAUGUGAAGUAAAUGAUGACUGUGUUCCACAUCUUGCGUGCGUUGGGUUCAAGUGUACUAACCCAUGCCAAGGAACAUGUGGAGCUUUCUCUAUUUGCCAAGUAGAAAAUCAUGUGCCUAAAUGUCAAUGUCCACCUGGAUACACUGGAGAUCCAUUUUACGCUUGCAGUGAAGAGCCUAAAGAACUUCCGAUACCUCAGGAUCCUUGUUCUCCAUCACCGUGUGGCCCUAAUAGCAAAUGCCGGACUGUAAAUGGUCAAGCAGUUUGUACAUGUCUACCAGACUACGUUGGAACACCUCCAUCUUGCCGGCCCGAGUGUGUUGUCAAUGCAGAGUGUCCAGUUCAUCUUGCCUGCAUCAAUAAAAAGUGCGCUGAUCCCUGUCCAAAUACCUGCGGCGUUCGCGCGCAGUGUACGACUAAAAAUCACAAUCCAAUAUGCACAUGUCCUGUUGGAUUGACUGGAGAUCCAUUUAUACUUUGCACGCAGCAGACUGCAGUGGAAGUAACUUCGACAGAAAGGCCGCCUUCUUGUACGCCAUCACCAUGUGGCCCUAACUCACAGUGUCAAAUAGUCUUUGGUAAUCCAGCUUGCUCAUGUCUUCCUAAUUAUGUUGGAGUGCCACCUGAAUGUCGACCUGAGUGUAUCAUCAGUUCAGAGUGCAAGAGUCAUCUAGCUUGUGUUAACCAACGGUGCCAGGAUCCCUGUGCCGGGUCUUGCGGUUUCAAUGCUCAAUGUCAUGUCUUAAAUCACAUUCCAGUUUGCACGUGCAUGCAAGGAUUCACUGGUGAUCCUUUCACUGAGUGCUCACUCGUUCCACCGAGUACGCAAGCGCCACAACAAUCAGAUCCUUGCAGUCCUUCGCCGUGUGGACCUAAUGCCAUCUGCAGAGCUGGUGAUUGCGAAUGCUUGCCAGAGUACUUUGGAAAUCCUUAUGAAGAGUGUCGACCUGAGUGUGUACUAAACUCUGAAUGUCCCAGAGAUAAGUCAUGUCUUCGUAACAAGUGUGUUGAUCCUUGUCCAGGAAGAUGUGGCCAGAAUGCGGAGUGUGAUGUUGUAAAUCAUAUACCAGUUUGCUCAUGUCGUCAAGGAUUUAUUGGAGAUCCGUUUGUCAAUUGCAGAGUACAGCCACAAAAACCGGAAGACAGGCCAGAUCCUUGUUCACCGUCACCUUGUGGACCUAAUAGCCAGUGCCGCAAUAUUGAUAAUCAUCCAGUCUGUUCCUGUCUCACAGGAUACUUGGGAACACCGCCAUUAUGUCGUCUUGAGUGUCUGAUGAGCUCUGAAUGCCCGCCAACACGCGCGUGCAUCAGUAAUAAAUGUACGGAUCCAUGUCUUGGUUCUUGUGGUCUCAGUGCGCGAUGUGAAGUCAUAAAUCACUCACCAAUAUGCAGUUGUCCACCUGGACAAACUGGAGAUCCAUUCAGAAGCUGCUACGAAAUUCCUGUAAAAGUUGAACCCAAAGUACCAGAAGAUCCUUGCUCACCAUCACCAUGUGGGCCAAAUGCUCAGUGCCAAAGCAUCAAUGGAAUUCCUUCAUGCUCAUGCUUACCAAAUUACAUCGGAUCUCCGCCUUCAUGUCGACCAGAGUGUCUAAUCAACCCAGACUGUCCUUCCAACCAAGCUUGCAUCAACUCGCGCUGCGUAGAUCCAUGCCCAGGAUCCUGCGGAGACUUCGCUGAGUGUCGUGUCAUAAAUCACGCAGUCACUUGCAGCUGCACGAGCGGUUACACAGGCAAUCCAUUUGUCCAAUGUAUGAUUGAACAAGAAGAAACGAUCAAUCCAUGCGAGCCAUCACCUUGUGGACCCAAUGCGAUCUGUCAGCAACGAGAUAACGCAGGUGCUUGUGUUUGUAUUGAUGACUAUCACGGCAAUCCUUACGAAGGCUGUCAACCAGAAUGUAUUCUCAGCUCCGACUGUCCAACGAACAAAGCUUGUGAGAGAAAUAAAUGCCAAGAUCCAUGUCCUGGAGUCUGUGGUACUCAAGCUCAGUGCUCAGUUAUUAAUCACAUACCAACUUGCACAUGUUUGCCAGGAUUUAUUGGUGAUCCUUUCACUUCCUGUACACUUCAGCAAGAAUCAACUACUCCCGGAGUGAGUCUAGAUCCAUGCAAUCCAUCUCCUUGUGGUCCUAACAGUCUCUGUCGUACGAUAAACAGUCAAGCUGUGUGUACAUGUCAAGCUAAUUACGUCGGAGCGCCACCAAACUGUCGGCCAGAGUGUGUAGUAAACACAGAAUGCCCCCAGAAUCGCGCAUGUUAUAAAUAUAAAUGCAAUGACCCGUGUCCAGGAACUUGUGGACUUGGAGCAGACUGCCGUGUCAUCAAUCACAAUCCUCUGUGCAGUUGCCCAGCUGGUUCUACAGGUGAUCCAUUCUCUCGUUGCUACCAAGCUGUCGAAGUUCCACCAACAAGACCCAGUGAUCCUUGUGUUCCAAAUCCAUGCGGACUUAAUGCCGAGUGCCGAAGAGUUGGUGACCAAGCUGCUUGUUCCUGUUUGAAUAAUUACAUCGGAUCGCCUCCAAACUGUCGACCCGAGUGCGUUGUCAACACAGACUGUCCUUCAACUCAAGCCUGUAUUUCUGAAAAGUGUCGCGAUCCAUGUAUCGGAUCCUGUGGACAAGACGCUGAGUGCCGGGUACAAAAUCACAUCCCCACGUGUCUCUGUCGCGAAGGCUUUACUGGAGACGCAUUCACACUUUGCUCUCAGAUCAUCGAACAACCCAAGCAGCCAGAAGAUCCAUGUAACCCGUCACCAUGCGGAGCCAACGCUCUCUGCAAUGCAGGAGUCUGCACAUGUUUGCCUGACUAUCAAGGCGAUCCUUACAGUUUCUGUCGUCCAGAGUGUACGAUGAAUUCCGACUGUCAGCGUGUUAACUCCUGUAUCAAUCAACGCUGUGUUGAUCCAUGCCCCGGAACCUGUGGCACUGACGCACGCUGUGAUGUAGUAAAUCAUAUUCCGAUGUGCAGUUGUCCACCAGGCAGCACAGGAAAUCCUUUCUCAGCGUGCAGACCCUUCAAGCAAGAAGACACACCAAAGCAACCGUGUUCUCCAUCACCUUGUGGAUCCAAUAGCAUUUGUCGAGUAGUUGAAGAUCAUGCUGUCUGUUCAUGCUCACCAGGAUUCUUCGGAAGUCCACCGGCUUGUAGACCCGAGUGUGUCACCAGUGCUGAGUGUCCUUUGACCCGAGCUUGUUUGAACAACAAAUGUCAAGACCCUUGUCCUGGUACUUGUGGACAAAACGCUAAAUGCCAAGUUGUCAAUCAUAAUCCGAUUUGCAGUUGCUUGGAAGGCAAUACUGGUGAUCCUUUCACUAGAUGUUACUUAUUAUCAGUGGAGAUACCUAAGGAACCAGUUGAUCCUUGUCAGCCAUCACCUUGCGGUCCUAAUUCCGAGUGCAAUGUCCGCGGUGAGAGUCCAGCAUGUUCUUGUGCUCAAAACUACAUCGGUGUGCCACCAAACUGUCGACCCGAGUGCACAAUAAAUCCAGAAUGUGCUUCACAUCUCGCUUGUAUCCAACAGAAAUGCCGCGACCCGUGCGCGGGUCUCUGUGGUAUCGGCGCAAGUUGUUCGGUAGUUAAUCAUCACGCAGUGUGCGCGUGUCCUGAAGGAUUCACUGGCGAUCCAUUCAGCAACUGUAUUCCUGCUCCUAAGGAGCCCCCGAUGGAGAUGAGAAGACCCUGCUCACCGUCACCCUGCGGCACCAAUGCAGUGUGUCGUGAACAAAACGGCAUUGGAUCCUGCUCAUGUCUGCCUGAUUACUUCGGUGACCCUUACGAAGGCUGCAGACCUGAAUGUGUUAUUAACUCCGACUGUCCCACGAAUCGCGCAUGCAUCCGGACUAAAUGUCAAGACCCGUGUCCUGGUACCUGUGGCCCCAAUGCCCAGUGUCAGACAAUAAACCAUCUGGCCUCCUGUACCUGUGCGAUAGGUUUCUCUGGUGAUCCGUUCCGGUACUGCAGCCCUGCGCCUUUGAUAAUUCAGCCAUCAAUUACCGAACUUUGCUCACCCAGUCCUUGUGGACCUAACAGCCAGUGUCGGGUUAUCAAUAACCAGGCAGUCUGUUCCUGUCUGUCUGAAUACAUCGGUACUCCACCUGGUUGCCGACCCGAGUGCACUAUCAGCUCAGAGUGUCCUCGCAACCGCGCCUGUGUUAACAGAAAAUGUGUUAACCCAUGCCCAAAACCAUGUGGAAGAAAUACUGAUUGCAUUGUUUUGAACCACAGUCCUAUUUGUUCCUGCAGAAAUGGAUUCACUGGUGACCCAUUCACUUCAUGUUUUACUGCUCCACCCCCAAGUCCAGUUGAAACCCAGAAUCCGUGUGUGCCAUCACCAUGUGGACCCAACUCCGUCUGCCGCGACUCUAAUGGACCCUCUUGCUCAUGUUUGCCUUCUUACGUCGGUUCUCCACCCAACUGCAGACCUGAAUGUACAAUAAGCGCCGAUUGCCCUACCAAUCAAGCUUGCAUGCGUUCAAAGUGCCGCGAUCCUUGUCCUGGAUCCUGCGGCAUACAAGCGCGUUGUGAGGUUGUUAACCAUACGCCCAUUUGUACUUGUCCCGAAGGAUUUACUGGUGACCCAUUCAGCAAUUGUGUUAUCCAGCCACAAAUGGAUCCAAUACCUAAAGACCCAUGUAACCCCUCACCUUGUGGAUCAAAUGCUCAAUGCCAGCAAGGAGUCUGUACCUGUUUACCUGAAUACCAAGGAGACCCGUACUUCGGAUGUAGACCCGAGUGUGUUCUCAACACAGACUGCCCUCAAGACCGUGCUUGCAUUCGCAACAAAUGCAAAGAUCCCUGUCCAGGAACUUGUGGGCAAAAUGCCGCCUGUAAUGUUUAUAAUCAUAUUCCUAUGUGUACUUGUCCUUCAGGAAUGUCAGGAAACGCUUUCUUUAAUUGCGAACCUAUAAGAGAUCCAGUCGUAACUCAGCCCUGUACACCUUCACCCUGUGGUCCUAAUAGCCGUUGCCGUGAAGUUAAUAACCAACCGGUCUGCACUUGUAUCGACGGCUACUUAGGCAGCCCGCCGACAUGUAGACCUGAGUGUAUUGUCAGUACAGAUUGUUCGCCCAAUGAAGCUUGUUCGAAUCAAAAAUGUCGCGAUCCUUGUCAAGGAACUUGUGGACUAGCUGCUCAGUGUCAAGUAAUCAAUCACAAUCCAAUAUGUAGUUGCCGCGAUAGAUUCACUGGAGAUCCAUUUGUUCAGUGUACACCCAUUCCUGAAAGACCUCCAGUACAAACGAAUCCAUGCCAGCCCUCGCCCUGUGGACCGAACGCCCAGUGCCAAGUCUUCAAUGACUCCCCUUCAUGCUCCUGUCUACCUCAAUUCACGGGUUCUCCACCCAACUGUCGGCCCGAGUGCGUUAGCAACAGCGAGUGUGACAGCAAACUCGCAUGCAUUAACCAGAAAUGUCGGGACCCGUGUCCUGGAUCAUGUGGCUCCAAUGCAAUGUGUCGUGUUUUCUCGCAUACUCCAAUGUGUCAUUGCGACUCGGGCUACACUGGAGAUCCAUUUACUCAGUGCUCACUAGUCCUCGCAUCUGAACCAGUUGCUCCUUGCACGCCAACACCUUGCGGCGCUAAUGCAGUUUGUAAAGCAUCUGGUUCAGCUGGUUCCUGUUCAUGUUUACCAGACUAUCUAGGCAAUCCUUACGAAGGCUGUAGACCUGAGUGCAUCGUCAACUCAGACUGUGCUCCUAGCAUGGCUUGCACGCGGUCAAAGUGUGUGGAUCCAUGUCCUGGUGCCUGUGGACAAAAUUCUAUGUGUCAAGUUAUCAAUCAUUCGCCAACUUGCACUUGUUUAUCGGGAUUCACUGGCGAUCCUUCGCGAUACUGCUCACCUGUUCCUUUAAUCACAGCAGAAACAGCAAGAGAACCUUGUAGUCCAUCACCAUGUGGCCCCAAUAGCCAGUGUAGAAAUAUCAACAACCAAGCUGUCUGUUCAUGUCUUCCUACCUACCUCGGCGCACCUCCAAACUGUCGCCCCGAGUGUCUAGUGUCCUCAGAAUGUCCUUCGAACCGCGCGUGUAUUAAUCAGAAGUGCGUGGACCCUUGUCCUAAUUCCUGUGGUCAAAAUGCACUCUGUCGGGUUAUUAAUCACAGUCCCAUUUGUAAUUGUCGACCUGGAUAUACUGGAGAUCCAUUCACACGUUGUUUCUUCAUUGAAGCUACCGUGACUUCAGUACCUGAAAAUCGUGAUCCCUGUGUACCUUCACCUUGCGGAGCAAACUCUAUAUGCCGUCCUAUUGGCACCACUCCCUCGUGUUCUUGCCAACCUAAUUACAUGGGAUCACCGCCCAAUUGUCGACCAGAGUGUACCAUAAAUCAAGAGUGUACCAGCAUUAAAGCCUGCAUGCGUGAACGCUGUAUGGAUCCUUGUCCUGGAUCCUGUGGCUUUAACGCAGAGUGUGUUGUUAUUAAUCAUACUCCGAUCUGUACAUGUCGGGAAGGAUUCACCGGUGAUCCUUUCUCUGAAUGUCGACCUAAGCCAGUUGAAAUUGCUCCUGUUAAUACUGACCCAUGUAACCCGUCACCUUGCGGGCCGAAUACUAGAUGCGACAAUGGUCAGUGCUCUUGUCUUCCCGAAUACUUUGGAGACCCAACGAUUGGCUGUAGACCCGAGUGUGUUCUAAACGAUGACUGUUCAAGAAAUUUAGCUUGCGUUAAAAACAAAUGCCGAGAUCCUUGUCUAGGAACUUGUGGCCAAAGUGCUGUCUGUAACGUUUUCAAUCACAUCCCGAUGUGUAGCUGUCCCGCGGGAAUGUCAGGAAAUGCAUUCGUUAUUUGUUCUCCUGCUAGUGCGCCUCAAGUAACUGAUCCAUGCAACCCGUCGCCUUGUGGCCCGAACAGCAGAUGCCGUCAAAGUAACGGCCAUGCAACCUGCUCAUGUCUCACUGGCUACAUUGGAAGUCCGCCGAGUUGUAGACCAGAGUGUGCUGUUUCAUCAGAUUGUCCUUUGAAUGAAGCUUGUAGUAAUCAGAAAUGUAGAGAUCCAUGUCUAGGUACUUGUGGGCUCCAAGCAACUUGUAAUGUUAUAAAUCAUAAUCCCAUAUGCAGUUGCCCUUCAUUGAUGACCGGAGAUCCGUUUAUUCAAUGCCAGACUAUUCCUGAAAGACCACCAGUGCCAGUUAAUCCAUGCCAGCCAUCACCUUGUGGCCCGAAUGCCGAGUGCCGGGUAAUUAAUGACUCGCCUUCUUGUUCCUGUCUGCCUCAAUUUACUGGUACUCCGCCAAAUUGUCGACCUGAGUGUAUUAGCAACAGUGAAUGUUCUAAUCAUCUCGCAUGUAUUAAUCAGAAAUGUCGGGAUCCAUGUCCUGGUUCUUGUGGAACCAGUGCUGAAUGCCGAGUUGUCAGUCAUACGCCGAUGUGUGUCUGUACGACCGGAUUCACUGGUGAUCCUUUUACUCAAUGCACUCCAGCGCAAUUUGAUGAACCGAUUGUAACGAACCCUUGCUCUCCAUCUCCUUGCGGUUCUAAUGCUGAGUGUCGAGUCCAACAGAAUGCUGGGGCAUGUUCAUGCUUCCCUGGAUACAUUGGUAACCCUUACGAAGGAUGUAGACCUGAGUGUGUACUAAAUUCAGACUGUGCAGCGAAUCUCGCGUGCAUUAAUUCGAAAUGUAGAGACCCCUGUCCUGGUACUUGUGGACAGAAUGCUCUUUGUCAAGUUAUUAAUCACUUGCCUACAUGCUCGUGCAUUGAAAGAUAUACUGGAGAUCCUUUUAGAUACUGUAAUAUUAUUUUACAAACAGAAGUGGAAAAUAAAGGAAGUGCAUGUAGACCUUCACCUUGCGGACCUUAUAGCCAAUGUCGCGAAACAAAUGGCCAAGCUGUUUGUUCUUGUUUACCAGGGUACAAUGGUAGCCCACCUGGAUGUCGACCUGAGUGUACGACUAGUUCUGAUUGCGCUUUAAAUCGCGCUUGCGUUAGUCAGAAAUGUGUUGAUCCUUGUCCUGCACCUUGCGGAAGACAAUCCACCUGUAGAGUUGUUAAUCAUAGUCCUAUAUGUUCAUGUAAUGUUGGAUUUACUGGAGACCCAUUCACUGUUUGCUUCCCUGUUCCACAAUCAACAAUGAGUGAUGUACCAAGAGAUCCAUGUUUCCCAUCACCAUGUGGACCCAACUCCCAGUGCAGGAAUGCUAACGGCAGUCCAGCUUGCUCGUGUUCAACAGGAUUCAGCGGCAGUCCACCAAACUGUCGUCCCGAGUGUGUUAUAAAUUCGGAAUGUUCAAGCGAUCGCGCUUGCAUGAAUGAAAAAUGUCGGGAUCCCUGUCCCGGUUCUUGUGGACAGAAUGCCAUGUGCACAGUUUACAAUCACGUUCCAGUUUGCUCAUGUAUAGAAAGCUACACUGGUGAUCCCUUUACCGGGUGCUUUUACCAACAAGCAACCGAAACCGCUGUCACUGAUCCCUGCAAUCCAUCACCGUGUGGCCCCAAUGCUCAGUGUAGCAACGGUGUCUGCUCAUGUUUGCCCAAUUACUUCGGUGACGCUAAUUACGGCUGUAGACCCGAGUGUGUUUUAAAUAAUGACUGUUCCCCAGAUAGAGCUUGCGUGCGAAACAAGUGCGUGGACCCGUGUCCUGGCACUUGUGGGCAAAACGCACAGUGUAAUGUUUUUAAUCACAUUCCCAUGUGUACUUGUCUUGCCGGAAUGGCUGGCAAUGCUCUAGUAUCUUGUCAACCAGUCCAAGUUCCAACACAAACAAGACCAUGUAGUCCCUCACCCUGUGGUCCUAACAGCAUUUGCCGUCCAGUAAACGGUCAGUCCGUCUGUACCUGUGCACCAGAAUACUUAGGAAGCCCGCCCACAUGUCGUCCUCAGUGUCUAGUCAGUUCUGAUUGUCCUCGAAACGAGGCGUGUACUAAUCAACGGUGUCGUGAUCCUUGUCCUGGCACUUGCGGCUUAGAAGCGCAGUGCCAGGUCAUAAAUCACAACCCCAUUUGCUCGUGCCGUGAUGGUUUUACUGGAGAUCCAUUCACUCGUUGCAUGUUAAUCCAAAACAUCCCAGCUUCGCCACCAGAAAAUCCCUGCCAACCAUCGCCUUGCGGCAUGAAUGCCGAGUGUCGUGUUAUUAACGAUUCCCCGUCUUGUUCCUGCCUAUCUGAAUUCAUAGGCUCGCCACCCAACUGCCGUCCCGAGUGCAUAAGCAACUCAGAGUGUCCCAGCAAUGAGGCGUGUGUCAAUCGAAAGUGUCGAGACCCUUGUCCAGGUUCUUGUGGCGUCAAUACUCAAUGUCGAGUAGUUAGUCAUACUCCGAUGUGUGUUUGUCUAGCGGGGCAAACUGGUGACCCUUUUACCGGUUGUCAGCCAGUUUCAUCAACACAAACGCCCGAAAACUCACAAUCGCCCUGUGUACCCUCGCCCUGCGGUGCCAACGCCGUCUGCAAAGAGUCCAACGGCGCGGGUUCAUGCUCCUGUCUGGUUGACUACAUCGGCAAUCCAUACGAAGGCUGUAGACCCGAGUGUGUUAUUGACUCCGACUGCCCGUCCUACCAGAGUUGCUCUAGAUCCAAGUGCCGUGACCCUUGUCCCGGUGCUUGUGGCCAGAAUGCCGAGUGCAUUGCUAUCAAUCACUCACCCUCUUGUACCUGUCGUCCAGCGUUCACUGGUGACCCGUUUACUUACUGCACCCUGUUACAGGCCAAUCCCAUAGACGUCGAUAGACCAAGAGAACCUUGUAACCCAUCACCCUGUGGACCCAAUAGCCAAUGCCGGGUGAAUAAUGGACAAGCAGUAUGUACUUGUUUGCCAAACUACAUUGGUAGCCCACCAGGAUGCCGUCCCGAGUGUGUCGCCUCCUCCGAAUGUCCCUCCCAGCUGGCUUGCAUCAACCAAAAAUGCGAGAACCCAUGUCCCGCACCCUGUGGACUUAAUACCAAGUGUGUCGUCGUUAACCACAGUCCAAUUUGCAGUUGUAUGUCGGGAUACAGCGGUGACCCAUUCACCCGAUGUACUCUCAUACCACCACCAACUGAGUCAGUUAAUGAUGUACCCAGAGACCCAUGUGCGCCCUCACCUUGUGGAAGUUUCUCUUACUGUCGUAAUAUCGGUGGAUCACCAGCUUGUACAUGCCAGGAAGGCUACGUAGGCCAACCUCCUAACUGUAGGCCUGAAUGUUCUAUCAAUUCGGAGUGUCCGAGUAACGAAGCUUGCAUCAACGAAAAAUGUCGGGACCCUUGUCCAGGAUCGUGUGGGUUCAGUGCAAUGUGCGCUGUUUCGAAUCACAUACCAAUUUGUACAUGUCCUGAAGGAUUUACUGGAGAUCCGUUUACUAGUUGUAAUGUGCAGCCGGUUAGCCAACCUAACGAGCCGCUAGACAAAUGUAAUCCGUCACCAUGUGGAACUAACGCUGAGUGCAAUGACGGCCAGUGCACAUGUCUGCCUGAAUUCCAAGGAAAUCCUUACACUGGAUGUCGACCUGAGUGUGUACUUAAUUCAGACUGUCCACGAGACCGCGCGUGCUGGAGAAAUAAAUGUCGGGACCCUUGUCCAGGAGCUUGUGCUACCAAUGCUAACUGCGCUGUCAUAAAUCACGUGCCAAUGUGCAGCUGCCCUCAGGGAAUGACUGGUAAUGCAUUUAGUCAGUGUCUGCCAAUCCAGGCUUCAGUGCCGACUAAUCCUUGUAGUCCAUCGCCUUGUGGAGCCAAUAGUGAGUGUAGAGUCAUCAAUGGCCAGGCAGUUUGCUCAUGUAUUCGUGGAUACUUAGGAAGUCCGCCAACAUGUAGGCCUGAGUGUAUCGUUAGCACGGAUUGCCCACCUAAUGAAGCCUGCUUUAACCAAAAGUGUCGCGAUCCAUGUCAAGGUACUUGUGGAGUUGGAGCAACAUGUCAAGUUAUCAACCACAAUCCAAUAUGCAGCUGUCUGCCAAGGUUUUCUGGAGAUCCGUUCAUCAGAUGUACUCCAGUCCAAGAAGAUACUCCAGUAACUCAGAAUCCAUGUCAACCGUCUCCGUGUGGACCUAAUGCACAGUGCCAAGUGGUUAACAAUUCUCCAUCAUGUUCAUGUCUCGCAGAAUUUACUGGUUCGCCACCAAACUGUCGACCUGAGUGUGUAAGCAACAGCGAGUGUCCAUCAAACUUGGCUUGUAUCAAUCAGAAAUGUAAAGACCCUUGCAUUGGAUCUUGUGGAGCUAGCGCAGAUUGUCAUGUCGUUAGUCACACACCGAUGUGCGUCUGCAUGACAGGAUUCACUGGUGAUCCAUUCACUCAGUGUCUUUUACAACAAACCCCACCAUCAGCAGUACCAGAAAGUCCUUGUACUCCAUCACCGUGUGGACCUAAUGCAGUUUGCAAAGAGCAAAACGGCGCUGGAUCUUGUUCAUGUUUGCCAGAGUACACAGGAAAUCCUUACGAAGGCUGCAGACCUGAGUGUCUCGUAAAUUCAGACUGCGCAUCGAACAUGGCUUGCAUCAGAUCCAAGUGUCGGGAUCCUUGUCCAGGUACUUGUGGUAUGAAUGCCGAGUGCCGAGUGAUGUAUCAUCUGCCGCAGUGUUCCUGCUUCCAAGGAUACACUGGCGAUCCAUUUAGCUACUGCAACGUCCUCCAGGACGAGCAGCCAAGCACCAAGGACCCUUGCAGUCCAUCUCCUUGUGGACCUAACAGUCAAUGCCGAGUAAUUAAUAGUCAGCCGGUGUGCACUUGCUUACCUGAAUACAUCGGCAGUCCACCUGGAUGUCGACCUGAGUGUACAGGAAGUUCAGAGUGUCCAACAAAUCGCGCUUGUGUCAACAGAAAGUGCGCAGAUCCUUGCCCAGGUACUUGUGGAUUCAACACAAGAUGUGAGACCAUCAAUCACAGUCCGAUUUGCUCAUGUCAAGCUGGAUAUACCGGAGAUCCUUUCGUAAAUUGUUUCGAAAUGAUGACACCUAUUCCUAUGCCAAACCAGCCGACGUACGUCAAUCCUUGUGUGCCUUCACCAUGUGGACCUAAUUCAGAGUGCCGUGACAUCAAUGGCCAGGCCUCGUGCGCUUGUCUCUCCGGAUUCAAUGGAUCUCCACCAAACUGCCGACCCGAGUGUGUAAUAAAUCCAGACUGCUCAAGUAAUCAAGCUUGUCUGCAAUCUAAAUGCCGUGAUCCAUGUCCAGGAUCUUGUGGAGUCGGCGCGACGUGUUCGGUAGUUAAUCAUACACCAAUUUGUACUUGUCCUGAAGGGUUCACUGGUGAUCCAUUUACUCGUUGCUCACCAAGACUUCAGACACCACCAGAACAAAAGCCGUCGCCUUGCAGUCGAUGUGGAUCCAAUACUCAGUGCAUCAAUGAUCAGUGUGUGUGCUUACCUGAAUUCCGCGGCGAUCCUUACGCAGGCUGUAGACCAGAAUGUGUUUUGAAUCCAGACUGUCCGAGAGACAGAGCUUGCAUCAGAAAUAAGUGUCGGGAUCCUUGUGCUGGAACUUGCGGACAGAAUGCGCUCUGCAGUGUUGUAAAUCACGUUCCAGUCUGCACAUGUCCUUCAGGAAUGGCAGGUAAUGCUUUCGUAAGCUGCUCACCUGUACAAACGCCUCAAGAAACUGAUCCAUGCAACCCAUCGCCUUGCGGAUCCAACAGUCAGUGUCGUAAGAUAAACAACCAGGCGGUUUGUUCUUGUAUACCUGGAUACCUAGGUGCGCCACCAAAUUGUCGUCCAGAGUGUGUCAUCAGUUCGGACUGCGCUGCAAACAUGGCUUGCAGUAAUCAAAAGUGUAUAGAUCCAUGCCCAGGUACUUGCGGCAUUCGUGCGCAGUGUAACGUCGUAAAUCAUAAUCCAAUAUGUAGUUGUCUUGCUGAUUUAACUGGAGAUCCAUUCGUAAUGUGUACGCCGAUUCCUCAAGAACCAGAAGUACCCAAGAAUCCAUGCCAGCCAUCACCAUGUGGUCCUAAUGCUUUUUGUCAAGUGAUCAACAACUCACCCUCGUGCUCUUGUCUGCCAGAAUUCACUGGCAUUCCACCGAACUGUAGACCAGAGUGCGUAAGUAACAGCGAGUGUUCAACCAACUUGGCCUGUAUUAAUCAGAAAUGUCGGGACCCAUGCCCUGGAUCUUGUGGAGCCAACGCAGAAUGUCGUGUCAUCAGUCAUACACCUAUGUGUGUCUGCAUGCCAGGAUUUACUGGUGAUCCAUUCACUCAGUGUUCAAUAAAGCAAAUGGAUCCGCUACCUGGAGUCCAAGCAACGCCGUGUGUUCCUUCGCCAUGUGGCAGCAACGCCGUCUGUCGAGAACAAAAUGGAGCAGGUGCUUGCUCUUGUCAACAAGAUUAUAUUGGCAAUCCUUAUGAAGGCUGCAGACCUGAGUGUACCGUCAACUCAGAUUGUACAUCAGACCGUGCAUGUAUUAGAUCAAAAUGUCAGAAUCCAUGUCCAGGAACUUGUGGACAGAAUGCCAUUUGCCAGGUAGUCGACCAUCGGCCGUCUUGUACAUGCCAGACAGGUUAUAGUGGAGAUCCAUUCAGAUUCUGCAGCGUUGUGCAAGACCCACCAACUCCAGAUGUCACUAGACCGUGUGAUCCAUCUCCAUGCGGACCUAACAGUCAAUGUCGUGAAAAUAACGGCCAGGCAAUCUGUUCAUGCUCUCCGACGUUCGUCGGGACGCCGCCUUACUGUCGUCCCGAGUGCUCAGUCAGCUCAGAGUGUCCUCUAAACCGCGCAUGUAUCAACAAUAAGUGCGUGGACCCAUGUCCUGGAAUAUGCGGUGUCAAUGCCAAAUGUAAUGUCAUCAAUCACAGUCCAUUCUGUAGCUGUAAUGCCGGACUAACUGGAGACCCAUUUGUAAAAUGUUUCGACGCACCAGUUGCUCCUGAAAGCAAACCAUCAACUAAUCCAUGUCUUCCAUCACCCUGUGGGCCUUUUUCAAUGUGCCGCGAUGUCGGAGGCAUUCCGUCAUGUUCUUGCGAAGCUUCUUACGUCGGCUCGCCACCAAACUGUCGACCAGAGUGUACCAUCAACUCAGAAUGUGUCAGCAAUCUCGCUUGUCUUCGCUUCAAGUGCCGAGAUCCAUGCCCAGGUUCAUGUGGAAUAGACGCUCAGUGCAGCGUAAUAAACCAUACGCCAAUUUGCACAUGUCCUGAAGGAUUCACAGGUGACCCAUUCACCAGUUGUACAUUCAAACAACCUGUUCAAGACGUCGUACCAGCAAAUCCAUGUGAUCCUUCUCCUUGCGGAGCAAACACUCAAUGCCGCGACGGUAUCUGUACAUGUCUACCAGAAUAUCACGGAGACCCUUACUACGGAUGUCGACCAGAGUGCGUCCAGAAUCCAGAUUGUCCAUCAAACAAAGCAUGUAUCCGUAAUAAGUGCGCUGAUCCAUGUCCAGGAGUCUGCGGUGCUAACGCUGAAUGCAACGUAGUCCAGCACAUUCCGAUGUGCAGUUGUCCUGCUGGAACAACUGGAAAUGCGUUCGCUAACUGCAUCACUGCCAUCGAGCCAACAGUGACCAAUCCAUGUGAUCCGUCACCUUGUGGUCCUAAUAGUCGUUGCCAGCAGACAAAUGGCCAAGCCGUAUGUUCCUGUGUUCUAGGAUUCAUUGGUCAUCCACCAGCAUGUAGACCAGAGUGUGUCAGCAACAGCGAGUGUCCUCUGAACGAAGCCUGUGUAAAUCAAAAAUGUCUUGACCCCUGUCCUGGAUCUUGUGGAGUGUCAGCGCGUUGUCAAGUAGUCAAUCAUAAUCCUAUAUGCAGUUGUCCUUCUUCUUUCACUGGAGAUCCAUUCAUCAGAUGUACUCCCGUGCAAGAAAGACCUGCAGAUACGCAAAAUCCUUGCCAACCGUCUCCAUGCGGAGCUAAUGCUCAGUGUCAAGUUAUCAAUGAUUCGCCUUCUUGCUCAUGCUUGCCAGAAUAUCUUGGAUCGCCUCCAAACUGUCGUCCAGAGUGUGCCAGCAAUGGAGAAUGUCCUAGUCAUCAAGCUUGUAUCAACAGGAAAUGCCAAGACCCCUGUCGCGGAUCAUGUGGGCAGAAUGCCGAAUGCUUUGUUAUCAAUCAUACACCAACUUGCAGCUGUAUGAAUGGAUUUACUGGUGAUCCGUUUGUUCAAUGUGCCACGAUCCCGCCUCAGCAGCCAGAAUCAUCACGUCAGCCUUGUGUGCCAUCACCCUGCGGUUCGAAUGCCAUCUGUCGGGAACAAAACGGUGCCGGAUCUUGCAGCUGUAUGCAAGAUUACAUUGGAAACCCUUACCAAGGAUGUAGACCCGAGUGUACUGUCAACACGGACUGCCCAGCAAACUUAGCAUGCAUAAGAUCUAAAUGUCAAGAUCCAUGUCCAGGAACAUGUGGACAGAAUGCCAAUUGUCAAGUAGUCUCGCAUUUGCCUUCUUGUACAUGUAACCCAGGGUAUACUGGCAAUCCGUUCAGCUGGUGUAACCAGUUCCAGCCAGAAAAAGAUCCUGUUGUUAAUGAUGAUCCGUGCAGUCCUUCACCUUGUGGACCAAACAGUCGUUGCCAGGUCAACAAUGGCCAAGCAAUCUGUUCAUGUGAAGCUCAAUUCAUUGGAAGCCCACCAAACUGCCGUCCUGAGUGUACGAUAAGCUCUGAGUGUGCAGCUAGUCUCGCUUGUGUAAAUCAAAAGUGCAAAGAUCCUUGUCCUGGUACCUGUGGUGCCAAUGCUCAAUGUAGAGUAAUUAAUCAUAGUCCAAUAUGUAGUUGUAAAACUGGAACAACUGGAGAUCCCUUCGUCCAGUGUUUCGCUGUUAUUGUCCCAGAUUUCCAGCCAACAGAUCCAUGCAAUCCGUCACCUUGUGGACCCAAUUCAGUGUGUCGAGCUAUUGGUGACACUCCAUCGUGUGCAUGUGUCAAUAAUUACAUAGGCUCGCCUCCAAACUGCCGACCAGAGUGUACUAUCAACCCGGACUGUACCAGCGACAAAGCCUGCAUGAGAGAAAAGUGCCGAGAUCCUUGUCCAGGAUCAUGUGGACUCUACGCCCAGUGCAAUGUCGUCAAUCACACACCAGUUUGCACAUGUCCUGAAGGAUUCACUGGAGAUCCAUUCACCAGAUGUUCUCCAGCUCCGCCACCAGUUCCUGCAGUUCCUGAAGAUCCUUGCAAUCCAUCGCCGUGUGGUCCCAACGCUCAGUGUCGCAACGGACAGUGCUCAUGUCUUCCCGAGUACCAGGGAGACCCUUACGUUGGCUGUAGACCCGAGUGUGUUGUCAACGAAGACUGUUCUCGUACUCAAGCCUGCAUCAAUCAGAAAUGCCGCGACCCUUGUUCAGGCGUUUGUGGAAUGAACGCUGAGUGUAAUGUAGUAAACCACUUGCCUAUGUGUAGCUGUCCAGUUGGUAUGUCAGGCAAUGCCUUCAUUCAGUGUUCAGUAGUCCAAGACUCGCCGGUUCAAGAUCCAUGCAACCCAUCGCCUUGUGGAUCCAACAGUCACUGCCAGACUGUCAACAGUCUAGCGGUAUGCAGUUGCGUCCCAGGUUUCCUUGGAACACCACCUUCAUGCAGACCCGAGUGCGUUGUCAGCGCAGAUUGUCCACGCAAUCGCGCGUGUAAUAAUCAAAAGUGCAUAGAUCCUUGUCCAGGUACUUGUGGACUCAGCGCCGAGUGUCUCGUUAUAAAUCACAAUCCCGUGUGCAGUUGUCCUGCUGGAUUCACUGGAGAUCCAUUCGUCCGCUGCUCACAGACACCUAAAGAUCCAGAACCUACGAUAGAUCCCUGUCAGCCAUCACCUUGUGGACCUAACUCUCAAUGUCGCGUCAUCAACAACAGUCCCUCGUGUUCCUGCAGUCAAGAAUUCAUCGGCAGUCCACCGAAUUGCAGGCCCGAGUGUGUCAGCAAUAGCGAGUGUUCUUCCCACCUCGCGUGUAUAAAUCAAAAGUGUCGCGACCCGUGCCCAGGCUCCUGUGGAUCCAACACUAAUUGCGCUACAGUCAGUCACACUCCCAUGUGUUCAUGUGUCUCAGGAUUCACUGGAGAUCCAUUUUCUCAAUGUAAUCUUAUGCCUGCAACUCCCUCGCCUCAGCCUCAGCAAAAUCCCUGUGUGCCAUCACCCUGCGGUGCUAAUGCAAUUUGCCGCGAAACUUACAAUACAGCAUCCUGUUCCUGUGCCCCAGACUUCUUUGGAAAUCCCUACGAAGGCUGUAGACCCGAGUGCGUUGUUGACAGCGACUGUUCUGCAGAUCGUGCUUGCGUCAGAUCUAAAUGUACAAACCCGUGUCCUGGUACUUGUGGCCAGAACGCCAUGUGCCAGGUUGUAAAUCACUUACCAACUUGUUCAUGUCUAACUGGAUACACUGGAGAUCCCUUCCAGUACUGCCGACCCGCUGAGCAAAUUCCAACAGAAGUAACCGAUCCAUGCAAUCCCUCACCUUGUGGACCCAACAGUCAGUGCCGAACUCUUAACAAUCGUGCUAGUUGCUCAUGCCUGCCCAAUUACAUCGGCAAUCCACCUGGAUGUCGACCCGAGUGCAUAUCCAGUACCGAAUGCUCCACAUCUCUCGCGUGCAUCAACCAAAAAUGCUCUGACCCCUGCCCAGGUGUCUGCGGCGUUGACGCCAGAUGUGAAACAAGAAACCAUAGUCCUAUUUGCAGCUGUAGACCUGGACAAACUGGAGAUCCUUUCGUUAAAUGCUUUGAUAUGCCACAACCCGACGAAUCAAUUAAACCAGCAAGCCCAUGUGUUCCGUCACCCUGCGGUCCUUUCUCAAUGUGCCAAGACAAUGGAGGCUACCCAGCGUGCUCAUGUCUCCAGAACUACGUCGGUUUCCCACCAAACUGUCGACCAGAGUGUUCAAUAAAUACCGAUUGUAACCGUGACCAAGCAUGUAUCAGAGAAAAGUGUCAAGAUCCUUGUCCAGGGUCUUGUGGUACUCGAGCCCAGUGUAAUGUCGUUAAUCAUACUCCAGUGUGUACCUGCCCUGCAGGAUAUACUGGAGAUCCAUUCACUUCCUGUACCUUACAAAUUUUACCACCUGAACCCUCGGCACCUAAUGACCCAUGUGACCCUUCACCCUGCGGACCAAACACCCGAUGCCGUGACGGUAUCUGUACAUGUCUAUCAGAGUAUCACGGAGAUCCUUAUUUCGGUUGUCGACCUGAAUGUGUACAGAACUCAGAUUGUCUCUUCAACAAGGCUUGCAGUAACAAUAAAUGUGUUGACCCCUGCCCUGGAAUAUGUGGUCGCAAUGCCGAGUGCAAUGUCGUCAAUCAUAUUCCUAUGUGCAGUUGUAUUGCUAAUUAUGAAGGCGAUCCUUUCACUCUUUGUCAACCUGUCCAACGGCCAACUGGUAAUCCAUGUGAACCUUCACCAUGCGGACCAAAUAGCGUAUGCAAGAGCUUUGGAGAGCAGGCUUCGUGCUCAUGUCUCCCAGGGUUCUUUGGCAACCCACCGAGCUGUCGGCCCGAGUGUAUCGUAAGCUCUGACUGUGAGCAAAGUCGCGCAUGCAUCAACCAGCGGUGCCAAGACCCUUGUCCUGGAUCCUGUGGACAAAAUGCCCUCUGUGCUGUCAGAAAUCACAAUCCUAUAUGCAGUUGUCCGCAGAGAUACUCCGGUGAUCCGUUUGCUUACUGUUCUCCUAUGAAAGAACCCGAUGAACCAGUUACCAACCCAUGCAGCCCCUCGCCCUGUGGAUCCAACGCCCAGUGUACUGUUUCCAACAAUUCGCCCUCUUGCAGUUGCUUACCAAAUUUCGUUGGUUCACCACCCAACUGUCGACCAGAGUGUCGGGUCAACAGUGAAUGCCCUACCCAGUUAGCCUGCAUCAACCAGAGAUGCAGAGACCCUUGUCCUGGUUCUUGUGGCAUCAAUGCCCUUUGCCAGGUCACAAGACAUCAACCCUCGUGCUCUUGCCAACAGGGAUUCACUGGUGAUCCCUUCACUCUUUGCUCAUUUAUUACCAAUAAACCAGAGCCGUCAGUACCACAAAGACCAUGCAGUCCAUCGCCAUGUGGAGCCAACGCGUACUGUCGCGAACGUUACAACACUGCGGUCUGCGAAUGCUGGCCAGACUACCGAGGAAAUCCAUAUGAAGCUUGUCAUCCAGAGUGUCUAGUAAACACAGACUGUCCGAAUGCUCUAGCAUGUAUACGGACCAAGUGUCAAGACCCUUGUCCAGGUACUUGCGGUAUUGGAGCAACUUGCACAGUUUCUAAUCACGUGCCAGUCUGUUCGUGUCCUCACCCAACAGUUGGCGAUGCUUUUACACUUUGUCAAACUCCACCGACGAACAAAGUCUCGGAUCCAUGCAACCCCUCGCCUUGUGGACCCAACACAGUCUGCGAGAACGUUGGGCAACGGGUGGUAUGCAAGUGUCUGCCGGGAUUACAAGGAGAGCCUUCGAGUCUAGCUGGAUGUCAUCCAGAGUGUGUAUUGAGUUCAGAUUGUGCUGGUGACAAGGCUUGUGAGAACAACAGAUGCGUCGAUCCAUGCGCUCGUGGAGUCUGCGGAGCUGGUGCUGUUUGUCGUGCCAUCAACCAUAGUCCAGUUUGCAGUUGUCCUGUUCCGCUGAUGGGCAAUCCGUUUGUCGAGUGUUACGCCAAGAAAGAAGCGGAUCCUUGUAACCCGUCACCUUGUAACAUAAACGGAGAAUGCCGCGUACGUAAUAACGUCGCGUUCUGCGUCUACCCAGAGUGUCUUAUCAACUCAGAUUGUCCACGAGACCGCGCUUGCUUCUCGCAGAGGUGUCGCGAUCCUUGCGUUGGUGUCUGUGGGGUUAACUCAGUUUGUCAGACCAUCAAUCACAAUCCAAUUUGCUCAUGUCCAGCUGGAUUUACUGGUGACCCACAGAUUCAGUGCAAGAUCACAGCGCUAGAGAUACCAAGACCUGAAUGCACGAGGAACUCGGAAUGUACCAACGACAAAACUUGCUGGGAACAGAAAUGCGUUGAUCCUUGUAUUCUAGGAUCGUGUGGAUACAACAGUAGAUGUCAAGUGCUGCUUCAUCGUGCCGUCUGUGUCUGCAAUGAAGGAACUACCGGCAAUCCUCAACAAUUCUGCAGAGAAAUCGGCUGUCGCAGUGAUCAUGACUGCCCUGUAAGUCAAUCGUGCAUCAAUGAGCAGUGUACUGACACUUGUUCACUGAUGCAGUGCGGCAUCAAUGCAAUUUGUCAAUCAGACGGCUACCGCAAGCCUCAGUGUGUCUGCCGCGAUGGGUAUCAAGGAGAUCCAAACCGACGUUGCGAACGUACUGAGUGUGUUAGAGACACAGACUGCCCAUCAUUCUUAGCUUGCAAUAACAACAAGUGUACUGACCCAUGUGCUGGACACUGUCCAGCAACUGCGCAAUGUCAAGUUGCAGAUCAUCGAGCAUUUUGUCGCUGCCCACCAGGAUUCAUUGGUGAUGCUUACAAAAAUUGUUUCAAAGAACCAGAAGCGCUGCCAGAAUGUACCGUUGACGCAGACUGCCCAAGUAAAUUGGCUUGCUUCAGUGGAACUUGUAAAGAUCCUUGCAGAGAAUCACAACCUUGUGUCACCAAUGCUAAAUGUACUGUCGUAGACACUCUGCCAGUAAGAACAAUGAUCUGCGAAUGCGCGCCAAAUUACAUCGGGGAUGCUACGGUAGCAUGUGCGCCAGUAGCUCAGCAAGUAGAAGAAAUCUGUCGGUCAAACGGAGAAUGUCAAUUGAAUAUGGCUUGUCUGAACAGCCGAUGUGUUAACCCAUGUACCAUCAAUCCUUGUUCAAGUACUGCUGAGUGCCGUGUCGAUAACCAUCAGCACACGUGCGUAUGUCCUGCAGGAACAACUGGAGAUCCAUUUGUAGGCUGUCACAGUCACACGAUAACACUUCCCGAGUGCACGAGCAACUCUGACUGUUCAUACAACCUAGCCUGCAUAAAUCAACGCUGCCAGAAUCCUUGUUCUGGUGACAGAUGUGGAUUGAAUGCGGACUGCAUCACAAUAGGACACCAUCCAACCUGUCAUUGUCCUCAAGGCUACGCUGGAGAUCCACAAAACCAGUGUUUCAAACCCGAGUGCCAAGUGGACAAUGACUGUCCCUACGACAAGACAUGUAGGAAAGGAUACUGUACUAAUCCGUGUGUAGGUGACGUGAUGUGCGGCCGUGGAGCUGAAUGUACAGUUUCUAGCCAUCGAGCUCACUGCACUUGUCCUCAAGGAACUCAAGGAGACUCCCGAGUCGCCUGUAUAUCAGCGAUAUGUCACUACAAUGAAGAUUGUCCAGAUGAUCAGGCUUGUGAUAGACUAAACCGAGUUUGUAGACCAGCUUGUGAUGAUGAAAGCUGCGCGGAAACAGCGACCUGCAUCGCCAGGAACCAUCAGCCCAAGUGUGUCUGUGGACCUGGUACCACCGGAAAUCCAUAUGUUGAAUGUCUUGGCAUCCCAGAUGUCCAAGAAGAGUGUCGAGCUGACUCUGAGUGUCCACCACUACUCGCCUGCAUCAACGCACGCUGUCAAGAUCCCUGCGUACUCUCGGACAUGUGUACACCUGAGCAGCAGUGCCGUGUGCUCAACACAGCUCCUCUGCGCACAAUGAUCUGCGUUUGUCCACCAGAUACUUUCACUGAUGCGAACGGCAAGUGUCAGAAGAUUGUCUGGGCUGAUGUCCAGUGUCAUUCUGACGACGAAUGCGACAAUCAUGAGACUUGUUUCAACGGAAACUGUGUGGAAGCUUGCUUGACUAUUCGCUGCGGUAUAAAUGCUCAGUGCAAGUCAACAUCUCACAGCGGAGUGUGUGUCUGCGCUGCAGAUUUCACUGGCAAUCCUUACAUCGAGUGUUCAGCGACACCACGGAACCCUCUGCCUCCACCAUUACCUGAAUGCUACAGCAACAGCGAGUGUGCUAAUGACAGACAGUGUAUAAAUCUCAAGUGUGUAAAUCCUUGCGCGGCUGGUGAUCCCUGUGGUAGAAAUUCACUCUGUCAUGUAGAUGAUCACAAUCCGAUUUGCAAGUGUCCAAUUAAUUACAUGGGCGAUCCAAGAAUCGAGUGCAUACCACCAGCAGUGAUUUUGGGAUGUCUUUCUAACGGAGAAUGCGCUGGUACUGAAGCCUGCGUCAACGGAAGGUGCAUUAAUCCUUGCAACUGUGGACCAAACUCUAACUGUGUCGUUGCUAAUCACUAUCCAUCUUGCGUCUGUCAUCCAGGAUACUCUGGUAAUCCUCAGCUAGGUUGUACCAAGCUGGAGUGCGAGACAACUCAAGACUGUCCUUACGAAGAGGCCUGUCAUACUGGACGAUGUGUGAACCCUUGUCUGCUGGAGAACGAGUGCGUUAUCAACGCAGAAUGCUACGGAAAGAAUCAUCGCAGUGCUUGCCGUUGCGGUCCAGGUUACUUUGGAAACCCGGAAGUACUUUGUGAGCGUGCUGAGUGCACUAGUGACUACGAGUGUCCUCAGAAUCUUGUCUGCGAGAAUAAACGAUGCGUGGAUCCUUGUGUGGAUCGUUCACCGUGCGCGUCGAAUGCCAUCUGCUUUGUCAGGAGUCAUACGCCUUCAUGUAGAUGUCCGGAGAGCUUGCCAGUCGGUGAUCCAUUUUCGUACUGCGAGAGACGUCCACCAAUUGCUGCUGAAGAACCAGAGUGUCGUAAAGACGUUGACUGUCCAAGCAGACUUGCUUGCAUAAAAGAAACUUGCGUUGAUCCUUGUCAUGUAAUUCGUCCUUGCCUAGAAAACGCACGAUGCGGAGUUCUGGACACUGUACCAGUAAGAACAAUGGUAUGUACAUGUCCAGACGGAUGGGUAACUGAUCCAGAUGGAGUUUGCCGGCAAAUACCAAUCACAUUAGUCGGCGCUUGUACAUCUGACUCCGAGUGUGCUGAUCAAGAAGCUUGCGUCAAUCGGCGAUGUCGCGAUCCCUGUAACUGCGGUCGCAAUGCCAACUGCUUCGUGCGUAACCACAAGCCCAUAUGCUCGUGUGAGCAAGGAUAUCAGGGUAAUCCAGAGGUCGCUUGUUACUCGGCCGAGUGUCAAGCUGACUCAGAGUGUAUGCCAGAUAAGACUUGCAUCAACAACAACUGCGUAAACCCAUGUUUGUUCUCUUCAGACAAAUGUGGAGUAAACGCCGAAUGCUUCCCGAGCAAUCACGCGGCCGAGUGUCGUUGCCGCGACGGCUACGUAGGAAACCCACGAGACAAGUGUCACGUUAUCGGAUGCUACAGCAACGGAGACUGUCCAAGUGACCUUUCUUGCGUUAAUAAACAGUGUACUAAUCCAUGUCUUCAUGAUAAUCCUUGUUCUGCACGCGCUGAGUGUCAUGUUCGCGGACAUUUGCCUACUUGUAGAUGUCCAACCGGCUAUGAAGGCAAUCCUCUGGUUGAUUGUCGUCUUGCGAUUGAACCAGAGUGCCGAGUAGACGGAGAUUGUCCAUCAUUAUCUGCAUGCUUCAAUCAAAAGUGCCAGAACCCGUGUACUGUAAUCGAGCCAUGUCUGAGACCAUCUGAGUGCCGGGUACUACCAACUUUACCCGUCAGGACGAUGGUUUGUGUAUGUCCACCAGGAUACAUCAGCAGUGGAAGUGGUACCUGUCAACCCACAGCACCAAUCAUCCAAAUCGGCUGCACAAGUGACAGCGAUUGUGCUUCCGACAAAUCUUGUGUCAAUGGUAUCUGCAGAGAUCCAUGCGCUUGUGGAAGUAAUGCGGUCUGUAAUGUCAUCAACCAUAAACCAAUUUGCUCUUGUGUGACUGGCUAUGAUGGAAAUCCUGAGAUCGAUUGUACUCCAGUCACUGGGUGCAGAUCUGAUAGUCAAUGCAGUGAAACUCACACGUGCGUUCAAAAUACCUGCGUCCCAGCUUGCUCACCACUACUAUCAGCUUGUGCUAAGGGAGCAGAGUGCUACGGCAUUGAUCAUCAAGCCGUCUGUGAGUGUCCCCCAGGCUACGUUGGUAACCCGCGAGUCUCCUGUAGCCUCCUUGGGUGCCGUACCAACUCAGACUGUCCCACCAACAAGGCCUGCAUCAAUAAUCGUUGCGAAAAUCCUUGCACCAAGAACCCGUGCACUGGACAAACAGAAUGCAGCGUCUACAAUCACGCGGUCGAGUGCUCAUGUCCACCUGGUUACGUUGGUAACGUCAGAGAAGGUUGCGAAAAGACUCCUGGAACUUGUAAACAAGACUACGAGUGUCCUGCUCAGACUGCUUGCUUCGACGGCGAGUGUAUCAAUCCAUGUACCAAAAUAGAACCUUGUGGAGUAAACGCCGAGUGCAAUGUCUUAGAUACUAAGCCUGUAAGAACAAUGAUUUGCGAAUGUAUUCCUGGUUAUCGAGGCAAUGCAGUAAUUCGCUGUGACAAGACUCGCGUCUGCGCUGUAGAAAAAGGCCAAAUAAAAGACCAAAAUGGCAACUGUGUCUGUCCACCAGGCACAGCUAAAAAUGUCCAAGACAUCUGCGUUCCUUGUCUUCCAGAAAACGGAUUUAAGAUCACUCCAGACGGAAGAUGCGAGUGUGCACUAGAACGUGGCUUCAUUGUCGACGAUCAUGGCAACUGCGUCUGCUCAACUGAGCACGGAUGGAAAUUAGACCACGAAGGAAAUUGUAAAUUAGUUUCCAUUAUCGAGUGCGCUGAAGAUGACGACUGCGCUGAUGAUAAAUACUGUAGGAAAUCAACUAAAACAUGCGAAGAUCCAUGCCAGCCUUACAAUUGUACUCAGAAUGCUUCGUGCACCGCGACGAGACAUCGCGGAAUAUGCAACUGCAUCAAAGGCUACACUGGCAAUGGGUACACCCACUGCGAGCCUCUCAAACCCAUGGUAGGUCGGACAGACUUCCCGCGACCUGAAAUGGAAGCCAGCUGUUUGUCUGACGGUGUCCAGGUCCAGAUUCACGUUCAAGAUGAAGGAUUCGAGGGUGUACUGUACGUCAGAGGACGCAGUAAAGACGAACAGUGUCGAAGAAUUUUGUCUAUUCCCGCUGACAAGAGCGACAGAACCGAGACCUUCAAAGUAAACUUCGGCAGCUGCGGUUUGAUUCACGUAAAUGGCGAAGCUAGCUUCGUUCUUGUCAUACAGAAACAUCCUAAACUGGUAACUUACAAAGCUCAGGCCUACCACGUCAGGUGCAUGUAUCAGACGGGCGAGCAGAAUGUCACGUUGGGAUUCAAUGUCUCGAUGCUGACCACUGCUGGUACCAUUGCCAACACCGGUCCUCCGCCCACGUGUCUUAUGAAAAUUGUCACGCAGACUGGCAGCGAAAUUCAGUCUGCAGAAAUCGGUGACAAUCUGAUGCUGUCUGUUGAAGUACAGCCCUCGUCAAUUUACGGCGGGUUUGCGAGAAAUUGUGUCGCGAAGACGAUGGAAGACAAUCAGGAAAAUGAGUAUAUUGUUACUGAUGAAAACGGUUGCGCUACUGAUCCAACUAUAUUCGGAGAAUGGGAACAAGAUCAUGAGACUCAGACUUUGACGGCUACUUUCAAUGCUUUCAAAUUUCCGAGCAGCGAUAACAUCAGGUUCCAAUGUAAUAUUAGAGUCUGCUUCGGUAGAUGUCAACCCGUAAAUUGUCGAGGCUACAAUGCAUUUGGACGUAAACGUCGAGAUGUCGGUAAUGAUUAUAACGACACAUCUCUAUCAGUUACUGAAGGAUUUGAUGGUCAACUCAGGGAAGAGAUUACAAUACAAUCAAAUUUGAUACGUACACUUGAAAGACGAGAGGAAAGAUAUACUGCUGAUCCUGCUGAAUCUCCAGCAGCGCAGCGAGCUGAAGAUAUUUGCGUAUCAAUGGUCGGUUUCAUAAUAGCACUGGUGAUAACAGCGCUGCUUGCUCUAGUAGCCGUCGCCAUAGCCGUAUCCUGCUGGCUCAUGGCCUACAGACGUCAGCCAAAGACUGCCGGACCACUGCCACACCCUCCAGAGUUUCCAAACCCUCUUUUCACAACUGAAUCUGUUGCUGAACCUUCACCCGACUAUCACCUCUCAUAAUUCGCUAGUAUUUAAAAAAAAAGAAAA
Microplitis mediator is the source of this 45139-nucleotide messenger RNA. RefSeq lists its product as uncharacterized. The transcript has 50 exons. Bases 1592 to 45112 code for a protein of 14506 amino acids. The record is from RefSeq and is a predicted model, not a curated record. Gene Ontology annotation, molecular function: calcium ion binding. Lineage: Eukaryota; Metazoa; Arthropoda; Insecta; Hymenoptera; Braconidae.